AUGGACACUGUGUGUAACAUUUCCAGUGGGGAAUGGUCAGACCAGGUCCUUCCCAGGGUGGCAGGGUACCAACCCCGCCACGUAGUGCGCAGAGUCGCAUCCCAGACUGUGACCAAGGUGAACCCGCCCAUAGGGAUCGCCUUUAUCACCCUCCUCUACUGUGCAGAGAUUUCUUCUGCCUGCGUCGUGAGCUAUGCCUACAGCUGCUCCAAUGAUGUCUUCUGGCUCUCCCUGACUCUCCUCUUGAUGCUGAUACCUGCCGUCAUGGACCAACUUACCCUCAUCUUUGUGAACCGGGACCUGACUAGUGACCAGCCCUUUAUCCUUUUCAUGCAUCUUGUGUUGCUGGGUCCUCUCAUCAGGUGAGCCGUGCUAGCAACUUUGUUUGGAGAAGGUGCCAUAUAGCUCAGUGGUGGAGCAUCUGCCUCACAAACAGGGGGGUCCCAGGUUCGAUCCCCAGCAUCUCCAGGUAGCAUUGGGAAUUCCUCCUGCCUGAACUCCCGGAAAAACUCCUGCUGUAGAUAGUACAAAGCUAGAUGAAGCAGUGGCUAGGGAAGGACUGUAGUAGCUCAGCGGUAGAGCAUCUGAUUUGCAUGCAGAAGGUUCCAGGUUCAGUCCCUGGCAUCUCCAGGGAGGGCCGGGGAAAAACUUUCUGCUUGAAAUCCUGGAGAGACACUGCCUGUCAGUGCAGACAUUACUGAGCUAGAAGGGUCCAUAUAAGGCAGCUUCCUAAUUCCCUCCCCCUGCCCACCCCCCCCCAACUUUACUCAGCAGGGAGCUUUACCCAGCAGGGAGCUGGAGGGUUCUUUGUGUAGAACUGCAGUCAUAAGCUCUGAGCUUAGAAAGAAGAAAGGAGAUGCAGGUGGCGCUGUGGUCUAAACCACAGAGCCUAGGACUUGCUGAUCAGAAGGUCGGCGGUUCGAAUCCCCAUGACGGGGUGAGCUCCCGUUGCUCGGUCCCUGCUCCUGCCAACCUAGCAGUUCAAAAGAACGUCAAAGUGCAAGUAGAUAAAUAGGUACCGCUCCAGCGGGAAGGUAAACGGUGUUUCCGUGCACUGCUCUGGUUCGCCAGAAGCGGCUUAGUCAUGCUGGCCACAUGACCUGGAAGCUGUACGCCGGCUCCCUCGGCCAAUAAAGUGAGAUGAGCACCGCAACCCCAGAGUCGGCCACGACUGGACCUAAUGGUCAGGGGUCCCUUUACCUUUACCUUAGAAAGAAGAAAGCAAAAGGCUGUUGCAAGUUACUGUGUGUGUGUGUCCUGAAAACAAGCAAUGCCAUAUUUAAUUGAAUGUAAUGCACACCUUUUUUGGCCAAAUUAUGGUGUGCAUUUGGGUGCACAAUAGAUUUGAUGGCGUCAGCAAAUACUUUUUUGGUUUCAAGUUUUUGAAAAUUGAGUUGUGCGUUAGAUUCAAUGGUGCAUUCGUUUUGCAUAAGUACGGUAACAUCUUCCAUAAAUGAUACAGCACCCUAUUAUGCUUCUUAAGGUUGCUGCUCCUGCUCAUUCUGCUGAGUGGGGCCCUGGACCUUUGCCACUCAGUAGUGGGGCAGGAGAGCUGGAAGAAAAUUCACAUCUGGCAGCCAAUGUGCCCCUUUGUUUUCAAAUAGUACAUGGGUAGACGAGUCUAAAAAGCCUGGAACACAAAACUUUACAGCCCUCUAGUGACUAUGUUGGCUUAUUUACCAGAAGUAAUAUACUGUAUUUAGUGUUAACUAUGGGAACGUAUACUUGAUUCUGACUAAACUAAGCGUCCCAGAGCAAAAUAUACAUCAGGAAGCUGUGUUUGGUCAGAAUCAAGUAUAUACUUCCAGAGUUAAUGCUAAAUACAUUGCUUCUGGUAAAUGAGCCACCAUAUCUGCUAGAGGGCCAUGAAAAAUUUUGCCCUGGACUUUUGAGACUCUUUUACCCAUGUACUAUCAGAAACCAAAGAAGCAAAUUGGUAGCCAGGUGUGAAAUAUAUUGGCAUUAUUUCAUCUCUCCUAUCCCACCACACAAUUCUAGCAUCAGAGGCAGUUUUAGGGUAGUGCAACCUGUUCGGCCACAUUGGCCAUUGUGCUGCACGGGCCAUCACAACAAUGCCGUAGAACGGAACGCGGAGGAUACCCCAAUUUUAGCAUCACACAGGGUGGUGCUGAAAUUUGAGAGCCCAAAGUCUGCCACUGCUAGCCUGAUGGUAGCUCUGGCCAAGUGCCAUUCAGAAUACUGAAAACUCAUCUGUCCAUUUGGAAGUGCCAUUCAGCACUCCUAGCAUCAUUGCAUAGGAAUGGGGAACUUCAGGUCGGGGGGGGGGGGCAAAUACGGCCCUCUAGACAUAUCUAACUGGCCCUCGAGACUCUCACUAGGCCAUGCCCCUUCUCCAGGCCACAUCCCCAUUCACGGUGCUGUGCUUUUGCUUGGCUGGAAUGUGCCCUUGUUAACAAUGCCUUUUACUUUCCUGGAGGGUGACACAAGUGGUGUGUGUGGUGUUUGUGUGUAGGAACCUUUGAAUUUUUUUGCAGCUAUAAUGUAGACCACUAUAGAAAUGUAAGAACCACACCUGUCACACCUGUUGUUCUAUCCUCUGACCCUGCCCACCACUAGCAAGCAGCCUACCAGAAGACUGUCUGCAAGGGAAUACAGCUCUUGCUCUGACAAAGGUUCCCCACCCAUGAGUGAACAGGGACCCCCGCCCCCACUUCCAAUCCUGUCUUUGCAAGGGCUGAAACACCAAUUUCGCUAUGAAACUGGAAAGCUGCAGGAUUCAUUGACUUGCAGAAGAUGCUGCACUUUGGGGCUGUGAUUUUUGAAGCAUAAAGCAUGCACAGCCCUUGGUUGUCCCACACUUGGUGCAAUUGACACAUGGUGCACAUGGGGCCAGAUUGCCCAACGCAAACAAGCAAAACCUAGCCUGCAUGCGAUGGGGGCAGUGGGAUGAAUGGGGCAGCAGUGCUGGAAGGAGGCAAUUUAAUCCCCGCACUCCACAUGCCAUUUUCACAAGCAGAAUUUAUUCUCCAAAGAUAUUUUUAGUCCCACUGUGGGGAGAAAAGUUCUUGUUCCCACGGUGCUGCUGUCCUGAUCCAAUUAGACCUCCCUCCAUGAAUGUCUCCCAAGUUAAGAAACAAAACAGCAGGAGAUCCAAUCACAUAGGAAGCUGCCUUAUACAAAGUCAGACUAUUGGACCAUCUGCCUUGGUAUUGUGUACACUGGCUGGCAGUGGCUGUUAGGGUUUCAGAUGAGGAGCUUUUCCUAGCCCUACCUGGAGAUGCUGGGAAUUGAACCUGGAACCAUCCGCAUGCAAAGCAGGUGCUCUGUCCCUGAGCUAUGAUGGUCCCCAUUGAACUACCACCCUCGCAAAUGUAUCAUCAUGUCUACUUUGACCCUCCAUCAUUUAUACUACUGUAGGACUUCAGACACAGGUGUAGUGGAGGGGCCAGAGACUGAGAUGCAAGUUGGACUGAUGGGUUAAUGGAGUGGCAGUGCAGGAGCAGGUAAAAGGUGAGCAGCCUGCUACUCGAAUCACCUCCAAGGGGUCUUGUCCAAAUGUUUUCAGGUGGGACCCCAGAAGUGAAGGGAGAAGAACUCCAGAGUUUUGAAAAGCUGCUUCACACUAGUUUCUUAAGGGAGCUGGGAGUUGUUAAGAGACCCCUACUCCCCUCACAGAGCAACAAUUCAUGGAGAAGAGGGAUUGACUGUUAAACUGGGAAUUGAAGUUCUUUGAGGGGAAUAGUGUUAAGUUGUGGGCGAACAUAUCAGACGACACAGCAAUUCCUCAAACAGCUCUUGUUUAUUCAAAGGCCAGAACAGAACUGAACUGAAGAGCUCAGUCAGCCUGCUUAUAUAGAGCUCCAGAACAAUGUAACUGUAGCAACUUUCUAAAACUAUCCAAUCACUGAACGUCACUUUCGAUCCUUCAUUUGCACACAAACUAUCCAAUCACUGAACAUCACUUUCGAUCCUUCAUUUGCAUAACUAUCUACAGUAUCCCCCUGUUGGCCCAGGGUGAGAACUUCAGUACAUAACAAAUAGGGGUCUCCUAACAACUCUUAGCACCCCUAACAAACUACAGUACCCAGGAUUCUUUGCAGAAAGCCUGACUGUUUAAAGCAGGGUUCGCCAAACUUGCGUCUCCAGCUGCUUCUGGACUACAGUUCCCACCAUCCCUGAUCACUGUUCCUGCUAGCUAGGGAUGAUGGGAGUUGUAGUCCAGCAACAGGGGAGAGCCAAUUUUGGGAAACCCUGGUUUAAAGUAUGAUACUUUCUUUUUGCCUUGCGAGCACAUCCCAGCUGCCUUCAGAGAAUCAUAUGCACUCUGUAACGAUGGGAACUUGCUGUUUUCAAUCUGCUUGCUUUCCAAGGUGAAAGGUCGUUGGCUGCCUCCUUUAGGCAGCAUAGCAAGGAAGCUGGUUUGAUCCCAUGAGUCAAACAGGGGGGUGGGUGUCAGCAAAGGCUGUAAUUCUUAACCCUGCCUCUGCUUGUCCAGAUGUUUCAUUCUCCACUCCCCACCCCAGUCUCUGCUCUGCUCUUCUUCCACCUCUUUGAGUGCAGGAAGGGAAGUGGGUGGGGAGCUCUUUUUGGAAUGCUCUUCACAUUGGAACCCCACCCCCCACAAACUUUGGAGGCUGCUGUGAAUGUGGUAGUUGUGGAACACAGUGCAGAAGAGAAAUAACAUGCAUAAAUUUUACAUUCAUUGUUAUAGACAGAUGUGGUUUUCCUUGCUCAAGACGCAAGGCUUUAUGUUAUUAAUUAAAAACAUUUAUAUCUGCUUUUGUCACGCUGAUGCUCUCCUGAUAUUUUGGGCUGCAACUGCAAUCAUGCUGCUGCCAGCAUGGGUUGGAGGCUGAUGGGAGUUGUAGUCCAAAACAUUUGGAGGGCACCAGGUUGGGGAAGGCUGCUUUGUAGCCUGCCAUCUACCAGCUUUAUAAUCCCCAAGGCAGCUUAACAAAAUACUUUUGUUUUGUUACUUGCCGCACUCCAAGGCACUCAAGGCAGCGUAUAUAAUUCUCCCGAACUCCAUUUUAUCCUCUCAACAACCCUGUGAGGUUGAUAAGACAGAGAGAUAGUGACUGGCCCAACUUCACCCAGUGAAUUUCACGGCUGAGUGGGUGAUUUGAACCCUGGUCCUAGUCUGCACACUCCUAAUCACUACAAUGAAUUGGCUGCAAUUAAAUGAUGCAGACUAUCAGAUCAUCAUCUGUUAUUAUUAGCCAACCAAAGCAGCAAAAGCAUGACACUCCUUACAAAUUAAAAUGGCCAGGACACUCCGAAAGCUCCUUGGAAGAGAACUGCCUUGGGUGGUGACCUGAAAGCCAGCAGGGAAGGAGUGAGGCAAAUGUGUCCCUGCAAAGGAAGUCCCACAGUUGCAGUGGACCUGACGAGGAGUCCCAUGUACCCAUCUACUGUAGUUGGGUGGUGAGAGCCCAUGGAGCAGAGCCUCCACACAAAAAACCCACACCUUAUCAAACAAUCCUAUGCAUGUCUGUUCUGAAGAAAGCCCCACUGAGUUCAAUGGGACUUGCUCCCAGGUAAAAGUGUGUAAUAUUGCAGCCUUAAGAGAAAGGUGUGGAUCUGUAGGUAUGCUGGCCCCAGAUCAUUGGGGAUUUUAGAAUUCAAACUUUGAAUUGGGCUGGAGAACUAACUUGAAGCCAGUGAUGUUGUUUAUGGUUUAGUGGAACAUGCACAGGUUGGAACAAGACCAGGCAAGCCCCAGUGUUGUGUGUUUCCUUUCUUCCACGUGGCCAGGUGUACUUUAGCAGUGUUUACUUGCUGUUUCCCUUAAAGUUAGCAUGUUCCUGUGUCUGACUCCAGGAUUGUGGUUUGCUGCAACUAAUGGUUCAUUUAAGCAAGCCAGCUUCUUCAUGCCAAAUGCUUCUUCUUUCUCCAGCUUAAGCCUGAAGUACAAAAUCAUUAGGGUUCUCCCUCUCUGUCCUGCCAGCCCUGUUGGCCAGCAUUCCUCUGACUGGCCAAGCCGGGAAGGUCCUCUACUCUGCCUGCUUUUACCCUGUGCUUUAUUUAGCCCUCAUUUAUUUGCCCUGUGCUCUACCCUUCAAUUUCAGUCUUCCCCCUCCCUCUCUCACUGGUGAGGGAAUGGAGUGAAGCUGCCGUCAGUACUAUUCUUAGCAUAUGGAACUCGUCAAAGAGCCAUUCUUUAAGUUUUCUGUUUGCGGACUUCGCCUCCCUUUCAUUCCAGGUUGAACGAAGCUUUGAAAGCAUAAUGCACAAGGCAGUUUAUGGGGCCUUGGGAGGAGUGGGCAAAGACAGAGGGAUGCAAAUUUAGCAUGUUUUGGGGCUGGAUCAUUCAUGUGAGAUGACGAGAGGCUCCCGGAUUCCCCAAAAUAACAAAAAGUCUUGUGGCACCUUAAAGACUUUAACACUUAUUUUGUGACAUAAAAGGCAAAUGUAGCCAAGGUUGGUCCAUAAGGGAAAAAAAUAAAAUCCAAAAGCUGGGUCAUAACUUUUAUUAGAACCAACCAAAAUGCCACAAAAAUGUGGCAACUUUUUGAAUUCUCCCAUCAGGUGAGGUAUUAUACAAAGCAGGGAGGGUGGCAGUGGGAGGUGGGAAUGAAGGAAAACCAAAACAGUGCAGAAAUUAGGCUGGAUGUGGUAACCAUGAAGCCAAAUUAUAGACUUGGUUCCAAGAUGGUGAUUGCAGGCUGACGUGAGUCCCUCCCAGGUGUUACAGGUAUGAAGUCACACACCUAUGGUUCUGAGGUGAAGAAGCCAUGGCUGCUCCUCCCCAAAUUAAUACCUGGUUUGUCAUUUCCGGCUUCUAACUUGAAGGAUUGCCACAUUUUCCUGCCACAUUUUGGGACCAAUUUGGUUGGUCCCAAAAAAGGUUUUCCCCAAAUUUAGGCUGCGUUCAGACAUGGGGGGUUAUUGUAUCCAUUUCUAAUGCUCCCAUUUAUACCUCAUUACCUGUCAUUUUGAUUAACAAGCUGCCGUGGUGCACUAAAUCUUAGAUUGUGGGGAAGAGUUGCAUGCUCGUCCCAUGAGCAGCUGUGGCAUGAUCAUGAGAAACAUAGGGAAGUUAACAGGGCUGUGACAUAGACUUCCAUGAACAAGAGUUCACUUCAUCAGAUGUGUGAAGUGGAUACACAGACAGACACACAUAAAGGAAUAAAAUGGUAAACAGAGAAGUCAGAAAGUCGGUGAAAGGCAAGGGGUACAGUCUCAAAUGUUUCUAUGCAAAGCUGAGAUGUAUACAAAAUAAACAUAUUGACGAAUAUCUUCCAGCUAAGGACACACCUCAUGUAUCUGAUGUAGGCUCUAGCCUACAAAAACACUGACAGACACAUAUCAAAAUCCGAUGCAUGCUUGCAUCUGAGUAAUAAUUCUCAGGAUCUAUUCACUUGGAAUGGCCUAUGAGGUUAUGUUCUGCAAUUGCUGAACACAGGUUCUGUCAGUACUUUCCUGGUCUCAUCCCAAGUCCCUGUAACCUUUGAGUUAUGCAGAAGUUUCCAGGUUCUGUCCCCUGAAUCUCCAGCUAGAAGCCGGGAAAGACUUGAGUUUCCUGUUUGAAACCCAGAAAAGCUGCUGCCAGUUGGCAUAAACACUGCUGAGGUAGACAGAUCAAAGGUUUAACUCUGUAUAUAAGGCUGCUUCCUACAUCUGAGAAUCCUGUGUAUGGUAGCACAGGGAUGGGGAAAGCUUUACCAGUUGAUAUUCUGGCCGCUGUGUAGCCAUGAAAAGCACAGGAUCUAUGUCGGGGGCUGUGUGGACACUAUACAUUUAAAGCACAUGGCUUUUCCCUCAAAGAAUCCUGGGAAAUGUAGUUUGCUAAGGGUGUUGGGAAUUGUAGUUCUGUGGGGUGACUACAGUUCCCAGGAUUCUUUUGGGGAAGCAAUGUGCUAUAAAUGUACUUUAUGGUGUAUAUGCAGCCUUGGUCAGAGGUACCGCACCUGCUUUGCAUACAAACCGUUCCAGGUUGAAUAGGAUCAAAACAGACCCUGUUUUGAAUCCCUAGAGAGCCUCUUCCUGUCCACACAGCUAAUACUGGGCUAGAUGGCCAAAGGCUAGAUGGCUUAUUCUGAUUCAGAAUAAGGCAGCUUCCCAUGUUCAUAUGAGUCUGAGUUGGAGAAAGAGGGGGCCUUUGCCUAAAGGAAUGACCUCAUGGCUCCCUUAAGACGCACACCACCACCGUCCCCGUAGCUACCUGAAAGGCCUAGCCUCUCUUUCUCUUCUUUUAAUUGGCACUGCUGGACCACAGUGCAUUAAAAGUUGUUUGCUUUUAUUAAAAAAAAUUAAAAAGAAAAAGAAAAAAAGAGGUGGUCUGCUUUAAAAAAAAUAAGCGGUCAAAAAGCCAAAAAACAAAACACUGUCAGGUUGGUGGAGCUGAAAGCAUGUCGCUCUAGUCGUGGUGAGUCAUUCUGGAGGAGAAGCACUGCUUUGUCCCCAUCAAAAUGUCUUGCUGGAUCAUUCGAAGAGGGUGUGUGCUCUCAGUCUCAUAUUUUGCCUUGGGAGACAGUUGUGGGUGUGCUGCUUUUAAAACUGUGGGAAAGUCCUGAGCGGCGGACGCGUUCGGAAGCUGGAUGUUUAUCACCUGCUCAUAGCUAACGUUUGAUCUCGGCAGUUUCUUGUUAUAGCUACUACUACUACUGCAGCAACAGAUAAUGAACCGGAAGGAAAUAGGCAACCCCAGUGGAGGGCAGAAAGGAGACAAAGCUCUAUUUGCAGACCUUUGGGUGAUUUGCUAUAGAUCUGACUCCAAAUCAUACAGCAGCAGCAGCAGUGGCAACAACAACAACAACAACAACAACAAAAAAAAUCAUUUUUUAACUAUUCUAAAUCAGGCUGAAAAAUAGUGAACCUUUGUGUGUAAAAAGACAUUGAGUUCAGAUUUGGUACGAUAACCUAUUUCUUGGGCUAAAACGUAUCCAUAGGUGGUAUUAUUAGUAUGAAAUAUUAUUUUAUUAUAUUUACAUUUCACAUUUCCUCCUGGGAGCUCUGAGCAGUGUAGAUGGUUCAUUCCCUCUCCCUGCAAGGUAGGUUAGACCGAGAAAUGGCGACCGUCCAAGGUCAUCCAUUGAGCUUUAAUGCCUGAGUGGGAAUUUAAAACCUGUGCUUCCGGGCACUAGUUCAACACUCUAGCCACUACACCCUGUUGCUCUUCUCCCUUUCCCUCCACAUCACUAUUUUACACCUGGCUUUGGUUGAGAAUGAUGGUGUUGGACUAUAUCAGAGUUCUUCAGCUUUGGGUCUCCAGGUGUUUUGGGACUACAUCAUCCCCAACCACUUUAGCCAAUGGUUUGGGAUGAUGGUGGGAAUUGUCCAACUACACCUGGAGACUCAAGGCUGAAGACGGCUGGACUAAGGGUAUUCCAAUAUCCUUUGCAACCCUAACGUCCUAUGGCUGAAACCCUGGCUCAAAAUACCAUCAGACUUUUACCCUCCCCCCACUCCCAAAACAACACAUGAAUAUCCAUGAGUAUGUCUGUUUGCUUCUCCCUUGUGAAGACCUUAAGAGAAGGGCUGGUGGCUUCUAUACUGAUCCUGACUCUUUCUCUCAUGCAGGUGCUUAGAGGCCAUAGUGAUGUUCUGCAGGUUGGGGAAGGAGGAAGAGCCCUACGUCACCAUCACUCGCAAGAAGCAGAUCUACAAGGACGCUGAGAUUGAGCUGGAGCAGGAAGUGGGUCACCUGGUGCGCAGGCUGGUCACCCACCGCAACGCUUUCAAGCGCAUGGCUGUCAUCCAGGCCUUCCUAGGUUCUACCCCGCAGCUCACGUUGCAGCUCUAUGUCAGCGUUGUGGAGCAGGAGGUCCCCACCAGCAGAGGUAAAAGGCGGAGCAGAGCAUUGCAGGUCUUUACUGUGCAGAAUGGGAGGGGACUUAAAGGGCAUGGGUUUUCAGCUAGGAGCCAGUUUGCUUGUCUGGUGCAAACUAUAAAGGGUUUGGGAGGAGGGUUGUGGGGACGCGGGUGGUGCUGUGGUCUAAACCACAGAGCCUAGGGUUUGCCGAUCAGAAGGUCGGCUGUUCGAAUCCCUGUGACGGAGUGAGCUCCUGUUGCUCGGUCCCAGCUCCUGCCAACCUAGCAUUUCAAAAGCACGUCAAAGUGCAAGUAAAUAAAUAGGUACCUCUCUGGUGGGAAGGUAAACGGUGUUUCCGUGCACUGCUCUGGUUCGCCAGAAGCGGCUUAGUCAUGCUGGCCACAUGACCCGGAAGCUGUACUCCGGCUCCCUCGGCCAAUAAAGCGAGAUGAGUGCCGCAACCCCAGAGUCAUCCGCAACUGGACCUAAUGGCCAUGGGUCCCUUUACUUUUAUACCAUUUUAAUAGCCCUGGAGAGUCCUGGCAGCCACAGUUUGUUUACAUUGCCGACCUCACAGAAUGGCAGUUCCCAGAACCCUUAACAAACUAUGAUUCUGAUGAUUAUCCAGGAUUGCUGGACAGUGACAUGAUAGUGCUUCAAAUGUAUGGUGUAACCUUUCUCUCUCUCACUGCUUUCUCCUGACUCAAACAGGGUCUAGACUUGCAACAGAAUAAGGCAUUGCAAAUGCUAGGAUGGUAAGGGUGGGCAGUUGCACUUCAGAAUGCCUGGGAUGCAUAUUCCUCAUUCAAACAAACAAAACAAAAACACAGUGCCAAUAGAAAAUUAAGGCAUAUGGCACAGAAGGCUAGAAGGCUUCUAUCCCAGCUUUGUACCUGCAGUGCUAGGUUUCUGUUUGCAGGGAGGUUGUUGUUGUUUUAAAUUUUUUUUUAACAAGAUUUGUAUAACACUUAAUCUAAAAACGAAUCACUACGCAGUUUACAAAAACGUAUAAAAUCUUCAUUAAAUAAUAUUCAUUUAGAGUAGCAAUAAAAGUAGAUGUAAUAAAAUUGCUAAAAUAUAAAUACAAUCAGAUUUUUAAAUUUAAAAACCCCAUAUAUGAUAAAAUUACAUGUCCAGGUAGAUUUGUUUAAACCAAAAAGUUUUAAGCAGGUGGCAAAGACAUGUAAGGGAACGUUAAAAAAUGCAGCCAUGUUGCCCAACUUUCUACAGGCUCUGUUCUUCCACCUUUAAUAACCGUGCACGCUGCAGAAAGUAAGCAGGUAGGUGAAGUUUAUUUUAGAAGGGAGUUAAAGCAUAGCUGUCAACCGUCCCUUAUUUGGCGGGAAACUCCCUUAUCCCAGUGCCGUUUCCCGCUGCUGUCCCUUAUUGAUGGUGCCCCUUGAAUUUCCCAGGUUUCAAAGGAAGCAGCUCCUUUCCCUCCCUCCCUCCCUGCUGGCCAGGGAGGAGGAGGCUCCAACUGGGUUGCUUGGCUGCGUUGCUCACCCAAUAAGGAGUCUAAGAACGACUGGGGGUGGAGCUUGCAUGCCUUGUGCCGAUCAAAUCGGCCGCGUUGCCUGGGGACUCACCUUUGCUCAGCGCUUCCCAGCGGAGAGGUGACGGUGGUUUUCCUUGCUGCAUCCCCUUUGCCGGGUUGCUGUGCUGUGGGAACCACUGCUUGAGGCUUCGUUUGGCUGCUGGCUGGGCUUUCUGCCUUUGGCUCGGAGGGGCUCAGAAGUUGAACAUACCCGUGCCCUAAAAAUUCAUUGUUUUGGCUGCUGAUCCCUUAUUUCCAAGGCUGCUGGUCCCUUAUUUUCAAAUCUGUAAGUUGACAGCUAUGAGUUAAAGUAACAGAAAAAAGAAAAACUAACAUGAAAAGGCUUCAGAUCCUUAAGUUAGCAUCUGGCUGCUGCUAAAGGCAUGGAAACACGAUUGGUAAGUGAAGCUGACAACUCUCACUGGAGUUAUUCGUAUACUCUGGGCUUCCAUCACAGUGAUAACCUGCCUUUUGGCUGGUGCCUGCUGGGCUUGCCACAUCCCUGGUGAAGUUCAUCUAUGGUUUCCUUAUGGUUACAGAAACAGGCUUUCAAGGUGAACUGGAGCAUUACAAAAUGAAAGCUUUGUCAAUGGGCCUGAAGCAGACCUUAAGAACCCCACCCCAGACAGAACAAAAGGACAUUAAAUCAAUGAUAUUAACAAUUGAUAUGGUCUGCCCAGCAGAGGUUUAUAAGGAACCCCUUACUGGUUGAGGCCAAAGUCCUAUCUAAUCCAGCAUCCUCUUUCCCACAGCUGCCAAACAGAAGCAUCUGGGAAGGCAAAAAGCAGGACACGGGGUGGGAGGGAGGAAGAGCCCUCUCCCACUGUUGCUCCACAGCAGCUGCAAUUCAGAGUCAUGUUGCCUCUCAUACUGGAGGUAAUAGGCAGCCAUUGUAACUAGUAGCCACUGAUGGCCUUUUGCACCACAAUAUUGUCUAACCCUCUUUUAAAGCCAUGCAAGUUGAUGGCCAUCGCUAGUACCUCUUGUGAAAACAACGGCUGGAUGCACACCAUAAAUUUAAAGCAUGCUCUCCCACAAAAGCAACCUGGCAGCUGUAGUUUCCCCCCCUCACAGCGCUACAAUUCCCAGCACCCUUAACUAACUACAGUUCCCAGGAUCCUUUAUUUGGGCAGGGGUUGCUUUUAAUGUACGGCGUGUAAAAGUUCUAUUUAUUGUAUGAAGAAGUACUUCCUUUUGUCUGCUCUGAACCUGUCACUGUUCCAGCGUCAUUUCAUGAUCCUGGAUUCUAGUAUUAUGAGAGAGAGAGAAAAAGGUCUCUCCUCACCUCUUUUCUCCACACUAUGCAUGGUUUUCUACAUAUCUAUCAUGUUGCCCCCUUUUUUCCAAAAUUUACAAUGCCCAAAACAUUACAAUCUUUACUUACAGGGAAGUUGCUCCAGCCAUUUUAUUAUUUUUCAACCUCUCUCUCUCUCUCCCCCUUUCUCUGUAUUUAUAGCCUGCCUUUCCUAUAGUGAGCUCAGGGUUGCAUGCCUGGUUCUCCCUAUCAGGUUUAUCUUUCCAACAGCCCUAUGCAGUGGGUUAGGCUAAGAGACUGUGACUGGCCCAAACUCACCAGUGAGUGAGGAUUUGAACAGUGGUCUCCUGGGUCCUUGCCCAGCUGCUACACCGCACCUGGAAAAGCACAUAGAGCUGGAGGAGGAAUGUGAGAAGUGAUGCUCUUUCCUCUUUUAGCUCUAUGUGCUUUUGGAAGCUCAGUUUGAUUCUACUGGGUCUGCGUGCCCAAAGUAUUCACACAAGAAUGCAAAUGUACAGUAUGUACCCAUGGGACUAAAAAGGUCAGCAACCACCGAUCUAACUGAUUCCACUGGCUUCUACUGUGCAACCCCAAAUAACAACAAUAAUGGCAGUCCUAUAGGACUUUUUUUUGCAUCGCCCAAGCCUGAUUUUGCUGAAUCAGGAUGUAGUACUAGCCUACCUUGGAAGCAAAAUGAAAAUUUUAAAAUGGGGCCUCGACUUUGAACUUUUUUUUUUUUAAAAAAAAUAGUUUUUAUUGGGUGGGUUUUGUGUUACAAAGCAAACAGAUAAACGGGAUGGUACAGCUGUUGUUUCCACUUCAACUUGCUUUUUUAAAAACAAUACAGGGCUGGAUAUAGGUCCCCAUUGAAAUAUUGCUGUGGAUGUUGCAGCAUCAAGGCUACUCCGAUUUCAUCAUAAGCGAGGUUUAUUGCUUAUUUUCAGACUGCAGCUCAUAGAGUUAUAUAAUAGUUCUGGAAAAACUUGUUGAUUCUGCCUCAGAAUAUUGUUCCAAAACUAGAAAAAUCAAACCAGAACGAUAAACUCAUCCUAUAUUUUCCCCACUCUCAAAUUUUAUCAUCCAUUUCAUUAUUUAUAGCAAUAUGCUGCACGUCAUUCUGAAUGAGCAUCGUUCUUUACAGGGGGGGAGGGGAAACCCACAAGUCCCUAUCCUGAGGCUCAUACAAUCUAAGAGCCAAGAUAUACUUAAUCAUGACUUUGUUUGUUUGUUAAAAUUUAAAAGCAGCUACAAGAGUAUUUUUUUAAAAUGCAAAUGUAUUAAAGAAAGAAAGAAAGAACAGAGAGAAAAAGUAGGAUGAGAGAAAGAAAAAAUAAACCCAGAGAACCUCUACUGCCCUUCCAGCUCACGUUAACAAUAUAAUACCCCAUCCAUACAUCCAUCAGAGGGCAGCACAUUAUUCUUCCUGACCUGUUAAUAUUUGCAUUUUAUGUGGUCUUUCGCAUGACAUAAAAGCCACUCUGGAAAUGCAGUUGAAUCCCGCAGAAGUUUAGCACUAUUUAUGUAUUACUUGUUUCCAGAAAACAACAACAACAACUUUUUGCCACCCUGUUAAAUAUUUAUAUAUGUAUGUUCAAAUGUAGCAAGAGUGUUAAGGUCACCAGACUAUUGCAUAAUAUAUGGCACUGUUUGUCCUUCCAGGCUUAGAGUAGAAGUCUCUUGGUGACCGUAAAGUAUUGCAAACUUCUUUUCUCUUGCAAUUAAUCUCCAUGCUACAGGACUAUAAUUGUAAAGUGCAUGAAAACCUGCAAAUAUCAAGGAUUUUGCCAAACAAAUUUCAUAUGGACACUAUAUGGCAAUUUUGACAGGAGCACCCCUAAUCUAAUUCAUGCCUCCAAACUCCUAAACGUCCUGCAUUGGGGGAAGAUAAUACAUGUACAGCAUCAGGGUCACCUGAGACUCCAUUCCUGGAUAAACCAAACCAGCUACGCAUUCUUAGGCUCACUUACAGUAGGGUCAUCUUCCGCAACCUGGUGCUCUCCAGAUGUUUUUGAACUCCCAUCAGCCCCAGCCAGCAGCUGAUGGGAAUUGUAGUCCCAAAUGUCUGGAGGGCACCGGGUUGCAGGGUGGGGUGCAGAAGGAUAUUGGGCAGGGUUGGGGAAGGCAGGUAAGGAGAUGGUGCCAAAAGAUUCAUGGAAAAGGUGGGCUUUGAAGAGGGAACUGGAGGAAGUAGGAGAGAUGGCAUCCUAGGAGUGUUCUGAGAGGCAGUUCCAGGCAUAAGGGGCAACUCAUUUGUGCGAGUCUGAUAUCCAAGCCGAUGGAGCUAGAGGAGUGAAGGUCCUAGGCAGAGUUGUAAUGUGAUACAAGAGUGAACAGGGAGAGUGCAAGAUUGUGAAGGGCUUGGAAGGUAAGGGAUAAGGGGUCAGGAUUUGGACAGGAUGUCCCCAUAGGGAUUUAAGGAUGUGCAUCCUUUGGCUAGAAUGAUGAGAGAUUUUGCAGUGAUGCAGCUUGGUAAUUUUAGACUCUGAGCUCAAUGGUCAAGAGAGGGGAGCCUCUCUUUGAACUAGGGGUGAGGAAUCUUUUGCAGCCUGGAAGUCAUAUUGCCACUGGUGCGUGGUGCCAGUAGUAAAAGUAGGUGGAGUCAUCAAUCCAAUGCUUAACCUUUGUAGAGUUACAAUGCAGCCACAUAACAGCCAGCACCUUCUGCACACUCGCCCAUACUUCACUGUCAGUGGCGUAGGAAGGCAGGGUACGGACCGCCCCGGGUGUCAUCACUGAGGGGGGUGACGGCAGGGCCUGGCCUGCAGUGCACCCGAGCCACACGUCUCUCCUGCAGGCUCUGCGCUGCCCCAAAUGGCAUGUGGGGCUUGCAGACUCCAUGGAGGUUCUGCGCAGCGUGCUCUGCCCUGGCUUGUCCUGCCCACGGGUGCGCCGAGCAGCUAGCUACACCGCUGUUCACUGUCCUCCAUCCAGUCAAGUGAGAGGGCAUGGUCACAGUUAAAGAUCAUGAAGCAGAGCUGGUGAGGAGGUGUGGCCUGGGGAGAGUUCUAAGAGCCAGUUAGAGAUGCUUGGAGGGCCAUAUUCAGCCCCACACUGAGGUUCCCCCACUCCUGCUUAGGAUGGUAAUGUGUAUCGCUCCACCUACUCCAAAGGAUGGAGUUGUGCUUGGAGGCCUUCCAGCUCAUUCUGCUUAUUGGGGCCCUGGACCUCUGCCCUCGGAGACCUGCCCUGUGCACAGACUGGAUAUUGGCAGCAGACAUUUGGACAAAGAUGAAGAGGGCUGAGAUGUGACAACUGCAGACUGAAGGGAGGAGAAGGCAUCAAGGCAGGAGAUGAGACUUACCCAUGUUUGGCAUUUUCAGGAUGGGAGAUGAGAGUUAGCCAUAUUUUCUUGGCCUGCUCCCAGGCGGUUGCUUCUUUCAGGAGGGAUUCCAAUUGCAUACCAGCAAGUUCAGGUUGUGCUACUAUAAUUGAUUGGGAGGUCUUGCACAGCAAACCCUCUUCCCAAAAAGGUGGGGCUUCCCCCCCUUUUUUUUGCAAUAAGGGAAGAGAUGGAAAAAUGCACUGACACAACGUCAGCUAAGCUUCCCUGCAAACAAAUCAGAAUGACUACCUGUUAAAUAGCUAGGGUUGCAGAAUUUCCCUGCCAACAAAUCAGGACGAACAAUUAAUAAACUAGAAGGGUUGGAUGCAAUGUAGCGCUAGGUUAAAGCCACUAGCAACCUACUGUACUUGUUCCGAAGGUGAGAUGUUUCGUGCCAGUAUAAGGGUGCUUCAGAGAAUACACAAUCGGGUUGCUAGUAACCUCUUUGCAGAAUAGAUUGUGCGAUCUUUUGCAAUGCACAGUGAGUUUCCUCUGGUGCAGCUGUUGCAUUGGAACCCUCUGUUGCGUGGCAAGGUCCCAAACCCUCCCAGGAAGUUGGAAUAAAGACACAUGAAACAGUAUUUAGAGUUAAUGGGCGGAAAAGACCACAACUUACAGAAUGUGAGUGGUAUUGGCUUAGGCAUUGGAAACCACACGACUAUAUCUGACUCCUGCCCGUCUGCAGGAAGUCUUGGAAGGGUUAACCACCAGUAGGGGGAGCCCUGCUGAUGCACAUCAACUAGGAACUCCCCCAGGAUCACUGUUAGGGGUUGUGCUAUGGCCAUAGCCCCCUCUCUGGGGCUUCGGACAGAGACCACGCCCCUCAGAUUCCUAUAACGGAUUACCCUUGAAUUAGGAGGGGUAGGUGAUGGCCACUACCACCAUUCACCUUCAACCAAACACUCCAAUGCCUAACCAUCAAACCUUACAAAGUUGUGACGAUUUGCUACGAGGUAGGCAAAAAACCAAUUGGCUGGUGCCAGUUUGCCAAGUGGAAAAAAUUCCUACCAGGCCCCUUUGACAGGUGACCAACCGAGGUCCAUAGCAAGGUCAAGAGAUAAAGAGCCUAACCUUAGGGAGGGAGGGCAAGAGAACUGAGCAAGCAGGAAGAAAAGGGAUGAGUCUUUGGCCACGGCCAGUUUAAAUAACCUGCACCACGCCCCUGGACCAUCUGGAAUGGUCGGCCAAGGAAUGACGCUGUCGAGGACUCCCCAGUGGCGCAGGAACUGUACCGCCCCAUGUGCGUGGGGCAGGCUUGCUCCCAGUCUGCAACGUCAGCUCCCCAGGAACGGGAAAUGGCUUUGUCUAACAUUAAAAUUUGCCUUACACUAGCAGACAUAGAACAUUGGAUGGAGCUUGUAGUCUGGAAGCUCCCUAAGUUUAUAUUCCCUUGCCCCUGCAGUCAAGGUAGUGAGGUUGGGAUUGCCUCACUUUGUCCCCAAAGCUAUCCGUAAGUAAGCUUUACCACUGAGAAGUGAUUUGAACUUAGGUCUUCUCAGUCAAAUCCUCUAUCAACCACGUCUCCCACAGCCUAGCACAUAGAUCUUGCUUUGUGUACUUGAGAAGGAGAAACUGACUGGCUUAGUUGGUUGGAACAACUUGGGGAGGUCUGACUGAACCUGGCUCAAACAGGAAUGCCCAGCAAACUAUAAUUGCUAAUAGUUUGGUGUCAUAUUCCACUGCCAAGUGUAAAUGGCCAUUUAGCUUUCCCCCAAGGUUAUCAGAACCCCCAAGAGCCCUUCUUUUUAGGCAUGGUAGAAGCAGAAGUGUAGACAAGCCCAAAGUUUCAGCUAAUAGACAGGCGUGCUUGUGGCUUCAUGUUAUUCCUGUUUAAGCACUUCAGAAAAGAAGGGAUUGUGUACAGGAAGCCUCUGAAGCACACGGUACACCAUUAGCCAGCUCUCUCCACUGCUUGUAUCUUAAAUUAUUGUAGCUAAAAAUCAAGCUGUGUGUAAGAUCCCCUGCACAAAAGCCUCUUGAAAUGGCCUGCAUGUUCUCUUCCUGCAGACAGCUGAUAAAGCUCUUUCUGGAUUGUACCACUUUCAUCUUCAGGUGGGAGGGCAGAUGGUUGAUAGUAUUCCUAUGAAAAUAGUUCACUGCACAUAGAAAGCUAGCAUAUGAGGGACAGAGUUAGGCUGGAAUUCUUGCCCCCGGACACUCAGGUUAUUAAAGUAUUUUGCCUAUAUGUAUGUCUUUUUUAAGGGGAAUUAAACUGUGUGGUUAUGCAUGUAAAAUUCAGCUGAGAUAUGCACAUUCCCCAAGACCUGUUGAGUAUUAUGUAGAUAGAUUGCGCAAUGUGCACAAUUCCCUCUUUACAGAAGGGUUAUGUAUACAUUUUCCAUGAAGCAUGGUGAAUGUACACAAUGCCUGCUUGUUAUGCCCAUUAACUGCUCAACUUACAUUACACACACACAUAAAUAUAUGUAUUGGCAAAGCAUUCUGUCCUCUGACCUGCCAUGGAACAAUCGUGAGAUAGCUAUCGCUAAAUCUGAAGACCCACAUGUGGGUCUGUCAGCUGCUCAGACAGCUAAGAUAUAAAUGCAACAAACGCACCUGCCCUUUCUGUGAACUAUGUGUUGGUUGUGAAAUGCAAAACAGCUUUUCACGUGAAUUGUCAUUAUAGAAAGGGUUUUUCUGCAAAGGAUAUGCAUGCAGUCAGUAAUGGUGAUCCAUCUGGUUAGCUGUUGCAUAUGUUGCAGCUGCCACGGAUGACUGAAAAGUUUCUGCCAAAUCACUAGUUGAACCCUUCCCUGAUGUGUGAUGCUUUAUGUUAGGGAUGGAGAACCUGUGGCUCUCCAGAUGCUCCACCAUCUCCCGCCAGCAUAGUCAACGGUCAAGAAUGGGAACUGCCAUCAAGUCACAUCUGGAGAGCCACAGGUUCUCCAUCCUUGCUUUAUGCAUUAAAUUGUAACCCAAACUACAUAUCAAUCACUCUACAAAUCUGUGUGUUUCUUUCAAUGAGGGUGUGCCAGAAGUGAGCUAAAGGCUAUCACAGACUUCUGGCUGAUGAUGAAAAUGCACCUUGAAACAUAGGCCUAGAUCAGCUGCAAGUGGCGUAGCUGGUAAAUUCCACAGAAAUAGUCAAGAAUGAGUCAAGAGUGUCUGCUCUCUUUGCAACCAAGAGUGUGACUCUUUGGGUGUGACUCAGUUCUGGCACCUGUUUAAUAUAGGAUUCUGCCCAACUCCCAGGGGUGUGGUUGCAGUAAUGAAUACCUGUCAAGAGGUAGCAGGUGUUCCCAUUGCUUAGAUUCAAGCAGUGCUGCUCUGUGCUUUUGGUGCUGGAGAUCAGCCUUGGAGCAUACAAACAAGAAUGCUUCCACAACACUGGCCUGGGUCACACUGCAUGUUGAGCCAUACCAUAGCUUGAUGCGAUUGUGUGAAUCUGCAAGCUCCUGGAGAGUUCAUAGGCUCUUUGCUUCUUCCUGGCCUUUCUCUCUGUCGUGCUGCACUGAGCUAAGCCCAGGUUUAGCAUAGCAUGCCUUCUGAACUGGGUCUCAUGGUUAAUCUCUCUCCUCAUUAACCAAGGUUUGUUAUUGGCCUUAGCUUAUGGUGAGUGAGGAGAGAGUUUAGCACACUAAAAAAAGACACACUGAAUCAUGGCUUAGCAUAGCACAGUGUGAGUGCGAAAAGGAUGAGGGAGCAGCAAAGCAGCAGUGAGCUCCUCACUGGGAGCCUGCCCAUAUGCAAAGUCCUGGUAAGCGUAAUUCAGAGCUUUCCAAACUGUGUGCUGAGACACGUUAGUGUGUCGAUUGCAGUGUGUAGGUAUGUUGCGUGAAUGCUCCCCGUGCUCCUCCUGGGGGUGGAAAAGGGUUAGUUCAACCUCCGGUUUGCUAGUAAAACUGAAUUACUGUGUCACGAAAUGAUGCAUGUCUAAAAAAAUGUGCCACCAACAUGAAAAGUUUGGAAAGCUCUGGCCUAAUUACUAUGUGAUGUGAACCAUGCAGUUAAAUCAGACGGAAUAAACAGCUUCAGGUCCCUGCUCAGCUAUGAAGUGCACUGGGUGAGCGUCAGUGCCUCUGCCCAUGUGUAAAAUACCUUUCCCUUACCACUGUUUAUGUUUAACUGAACAACCUGAACUUGUCAAUACAUGUGAUGGAAUCCCAUAUGAAAAUAGUGACAAUCUGGAAGUGCCCAGUGUGGGUCAAGGUGAUGGAAUAAUAAUGGGUUUACCAGCUCUUAGCUUCUUUAGGUAUUGAAUGAUGAACAGUAAUUCAGCAGCCACUUCUGUGGAGUUAAUGCUGCUUGCAUAGUUUCCAUGUGGGGUGACAGCACAUCAGAGAAAUGGAAGAUGCUUCUCCAAAGACAGUCCUACCCACCCCCACAUCACUGCUGCUGGUCUUCCUGUAAAUAAGUUCCCAGUGUUACAGAAGUCUUGUCAUUCUGCAGGUAUCUUGUGCCCUUCCCUGGGGUUUCUGGCUCACAAUUCAUGUUUGCUUAUUGCUGAUUUGCAUAAUCUAUUUUGAAAGCCAAAUGGUAUUUCCUGGGAGCAGUAUUUGGAACUGGGUGUGACCAAAGCCCUGAGCAGAGCCUCUUCCCAUUUGAAUGAGACUGCCUAGCCAGUUCUGAAUGAGGAAAUUCAGAACACUUUUCUCCCUAUCUAGAGUCCCCUUUGAAAAGAAAAGAAUAAAAAGGAAAGUGGCCAUGCUAGUAGGUGAGCUGAUAUCAAAAUUUACAAAUGUUUUUCAUCUGUAUGUGCAGGAAGACCUGUUGCGUUUCCAGCAGGAAACAGCUGGAUACUUUUUUUAAAAAACCAAACAAAAGCUUGUGCUACACAAAAGAUACAGAUCAGCCAUUGCUUUAGCCAUACCUUUACAUGAACCUCUGGCUUUGUUUGUAUGAUUGUUGUAUAAAUAUUUAGCACAGCAACAGCCACCAGUGACCUUGGAAUGGUAAGGCAAAUUAAAUGAAGGGUAGUUUGCUGGACCAACAGUUCGUGAUUGGCUGCUGGCCUGAUUUGGUCCAAAGGGCUGCCAUUGUACAUGACUGGUCUGUACAAUGUGGCUGCUUGCACAUUUUCCAGCUAUGUUCAGCAGAUGAUGAGAGAGACAUACUUGCCAUUGCAGAACAAGCCAAAACCUCUGCAUCAGGACAUUCUUUCCCCAUUUCAACAGAGCUACUACUUAGGCUAUUUCAGGCCUGAAUAUCUAGCGCACUUACCUCUUUGGCAGCAGCUGACCGAACACCUGCCCUGAGCAAUCUCUGUCUAACCAUCUCAUCUCUGCCAUCUCCCAGUGUGUGUCUCUUGCCCCAGCUGACACUCUGUAAACUUUCUGAGCAGCUCCAGUUUCAACACAUUGCAGAGAAGAAUGAGCAACCAGUUAGCACCAAGUUAAUAAUAAAUAUAAAUAAAAUUUUAUUUAUACCCCGCCCUUCCCGGUUCAGAAAACCGGGCUCAGGGUGGCUAACAACAAAUUUAAAACACUUAAUUGAUGCAACAAAAACUAACAUAAAAUACAGUAUAAAACGUGAAUACCAAUAAAUUCAGAAUUCAAAUAUCAGUUUAGGAAAAUCCAUCCAAUAAACAGUAGAUGAUCACCAGGGCUAGCUGGCUAAAUUAGUCCUAUUUGGGCCAGUGAAUAAACCAGGGGAUAAUUAGCUGUCGGAUCCCAGAGUGGGUAAUCUUCAUAAAAAGGGGAGGGGGAAAGAAGGAAGGGGAAUAAAAGGUCAGGCUAAGUUCAAAUUGAAAGCCAGGUGCAAUAGCUCUGUCUUACAGGCCCUGCAGAAGGAAGUUAAAUCCUACAGGGCCCUGGUCUCAUGGGACAGAGCAUUCCACCAGGUCAGCGCCAUCACUGAGAAGGCCCUGGCCCUGGUGGAGGAUAAUCUGACUUCCUUAGGGCCUGGGACCUCUAAACUAUGAUUAUUCAUGGACCUUAAGGUCCUCUGUGGGGCAUACCAGGAGAGGUGGUCCCGUAAAUACGAGGGCCCUAAGCGACAAAGUUACUACUAACGUUGCUCCUAACUGAGCUCCAAUGGGCUAGUAACUUUUGUGGGCUUAAUUGCAAGGCAGAAGUACACCAAGAUGUGACAAUAAUUGUGCAGUGAACACUCAUUGGGCUGAUUCUGUGUGCUCACUCUUUGGCCUUCCUUCCUACCUCUUUUAGCAGUCCUGAUGUGCAUCUGCUUGGUGUCGGUCACCUAUGGAGCUUUGGUCUGCAACGUCCUGGCCAUCCAGAUCAAGUAUGACGACUACAAGAUCCGCCUGCACCCGCUGGCCUUCAUCUGCAUCAUCCUGUGGCGUAGCCUGGAGAUCUCCACCCGCAUCACCAUCUUGGUCCUCUUUGGGAGUGUCUUCAAGUACUAUGCCAUGGGCAUUGGUGGGGCCAACUUCCUGCUCUUCUUCUUCUUGCCCUGGGUGCAGUUUUGGUGGAGUGGUGCCCAGCUGCCUGACAAUGUGGAGAAGAACUUCAGCCGGGUGGGCACCCUCUCGGUCCUGUUCUCCAUCACUUUGCUUUACGCUGGCAUCAAUAUCUUCUGCUGGUCAGCUGUGCAGCUCAGGCUGGGUGACCGGGAAUUGAUUGCCAAGUCACAAAACUGGGGAUGCUUGGCUCUCUUCUAUGUGUUCCGAGGGCUGGAGAACAGUGUGCUGCUUGUCGUCUGGUACUUCUUUAUGACGGACGUUUACGCGUACUUCUGUGCCCCCUUUCUGGUGCUGCAGCUGAUUGUAGCCUACUGCUUGGCUAUCGCCUUCAUGCUCUUCUUCAUGCAGUAUCUCCACCCCUGCCGCAGCCUCUUUACGCACAACGUCUCUGACUUCUUGCAGUGCGUCUGCUGUAAGCGGGACGAAGCACCUGAACCCCUGGACCUUGAGCCUCCCUGGGAGCCUGGCGUGAAGCAUAGCAUUGUCUGAUGGGACAUAAGUCAAACUCAAAUCAUAAAGCAUUCUGCUGAAGGUGGAACGGAAACUAUAUCCUAACAUCCCAACAGGGGCAUACCCCACACCUGGCCUCAGCAGGUAUAAUUUAUCAACAAGGGAGCAAUGCAGGGAGUCAUAGUGGCAGGACUGGUCCUUCCAGAGCAUCAUCUGAACUGACAGAUCAAAUUGGGAUGGGCAAUAAGGGGAGCAAUUUCAAUUUCCUUAUCUGCCUGCAGAGCCUGGAGUAGUCUGCAUUGCACACCAAUGCAGCAGGGUGUAUUACGUUCAGAAGGACUGUGUUGUCAUUUCUAGAUGAUAACCAUUGACUGAUGUUAUGUCAGAUGUUUGAAGAAGAAGAAAAAGCCUAGUUGAAGGAUACUCAGUUGGGUUGAACUCAUGGUUAGCUUAAGUAAGGGGAGAUCCUUUGGAAGGGUGGUUAAUGGGUCUUGCUGCGGCAGCCAUCUGUUUACACCACUGCAUCCACAUGGGCACCAUGGUCUAUCUUAGGAUGGAUAGAAUUGUGGCUCCGCAUUUUCAAGGAUAGUCCUGACAGUUGUGACAGCUGAGGCUCUAAGACUUGGUUAUCCUUCAGCACCGUUGGUGCUCCUCCCCCGUUUAUUUCCCCUCUCCCUGUGUUUAUUUAUAUGUUGAGCUUAGAAUAAAUAUUUUAAAGUGUUUUUUUUUCAUUUUAAAGGAAUUUAGCCUCUUUUUAUGCUCUGGUUUCUUCUAUGCCAUUCAGAGCAGCAUGACCACAUGAUUGGUCAGCAAGUCCUGGGUAAGGAGUAGAGCCCAGGGGAGAAGGUGGCGAUGUGCCUUCAAACCCAUAGGAGUGCUGUAACCAAAUGCAUAUUUGUACCUUUCACAGGACAAGUCAAUCUAAGGGGCAGCCCUUUAGCAGCACACUUCUGUGUGGAAGGUGGCCACCUUAGUGUGGUGGAGUCUGGGGCUGAGAUCAGCCCCUAUUGAUGCUGUGCCUUCUGAACUGGGUCAAGCUUUUUACCCCCAUGUGCAAAUUAUGCUGAAGAAAUUUUAAGCCACAGGUCUGGGCCGAGGGGGAGCUGUCCAAGUUUGUUACUACAUGCAAAUAGAAGUUGGGCUUGCUCGCUCACAGUCUGGGCAAGGCUCACCCUCAACAGUCCCCAUUGUGCAAUACCCUGUGGGAAAGGAGGCUCCUAACAGAUGUGAGACAUGCAAGUGUGAGAGCCCUUUGGCACAUUCAGCUAAUUGUAUCGGGGGAUCAAGGCACACUGUUUUAAAGAAUCCAGUCCCUACAGUGUUUAUUUAGAAGGAGCUUCAGUUUUGUAUAGCUAAUAGAUAGGGUUGUGACUCUAGUUGUUGCUGAACUGCAACUGCUAUGGUCCAUGAUAAUUGGCCACACAGGCUGGGAAUGAUGGAAAUUGAAGUUUUAAUGAUGUCUGGUAGGCCACAAGUUUCCCUAUCAAAGAUAGUUCCAUAAACACAAUUUAGGUUCCUUCAGAACCUCUGGAUUUCUGUUGUUUAGUAUCUUGACUGCAGCUGUUUCCCAGUUAGCUAUGUUUUGGUGACAUUAAACAUUUAUUUUCUUUUUUUAAAAAACUUCUUUUCUUGCUCAAGACCUGGUGGGCCUUCAAGUUACCUUGUUCAAAUAUAUGUUAUUUAAAUUCUCUUAAUGACCUGUGAAUUUCCUUUUCCACAAAUAAAGUACCUUUAUUUAUUAGUUAUAUGUGUUAAGGCAGGGAUUUCCAAUGUAGUGCCCAUGGACACUGGUGUGCUUGCAAAUGCUUUCUGUGGUGCUUGUGAAAGGUCUCAGUAAAUAACCCUUCAAAAAAUUCACAACACACAAGAGACCAUUUGCUCUUCCUGCUUGGUUCCUGCUUGCACUGACUCAGCCUUUCCUACCUUGAACACGACUCCUUCAUUGGAUGCAAGGACUGGACACCCACCUUCCCUUCCAUUCUGAACAGAGUAGAGGAGCAAAAUGCUUCUCUGUGCACUGGGCAAUGGAUGUGCACUUUCAGAAGUGGCAGCCACUUUGCGUUUAUGCCAUUCCACCACCACCCCACUCCCUGUAGCUAUUUUGUGACUACUUAUCAAAAUUCCAAAUGUGUGUCCACUGGUCCCAAAAGGUUGCUGACCCUUAAGGAUUGCAGUAGAGAAUAAAAAAUUGGUUGCAGAUAGGAUCUGGACACCUCAUCCAUCAUGACUUUGAACUGAAGCCUCUCUCUUUCUCAUACAACACAUGGUACAAAGUAAGAACAUAUCUCAAGGAAGCCAAUUCAAUAACUGAUAAAGAGUUCCACAGAAACAUAUCUCUACACCCAUGGGUAGAAUUUCACAGUCUCCUAUCUAGCAUGUACCAACAUCAGCAAUGGAAGACCUAGCCAGAGAUAAGAGUUGAGUGCAAACCAGCCCUUAGGAAAAUCUUGAUCUCAGUUUGCACCUCACAACUUUCUGGUUCUUGAUGAUUGCUUUGCACCAGACUGACAGACCAACAGGGCUGUGAAUUCAGAAAACUCUAGGCUCAGGUGUCACAUGUGAUAUACUCUGCUUUUAUGCAUGUUUCCUAAAAACAACAACGCAUAUCUCCCCACAGAUUUUCUGUUUACCAAGGAUUAUUUAAAUGCAGCACUGGAGAUCUUAGCCCACAGGUUUCCAAACUUCCCACUGUCCGCCAGUCACUUGAAAACUACUGUUGGUUUUUGCAAACCACUUAAUGAUUUUUAUGCCUCUUCUAGCAAUUAUAGGGUUGCCAUAUUUCAUAUAGUGAAAAUCUGACAGAAAAGUAGUUGUCAAGCUUUUUUUUUUUUUUUUUUAAGUUUUGCCCAAAGUUGUUGAGCUAUUUAUGAAAAAAAAUCUGCAAAAAACGACACUGCCAACAAGGGUUGCCAUACGUCCAGAUUUUCCCAGACAUUCCAUCAAUUUCCACUCGAACACUGUCUGUGGCUGCAGUAUUCCAUGCAUGUCUCGUACUUUCCGGACUUCUGGCAACCCUAAGCAAUUACAAUGUGGUGUGAUUUUUUAUUUUAUGUUUUAUUGAUUCUUUUAUUGCUUAUAUUGCAUUUUAUUGUAUUACACAGUUUGCAUUCUUCAGAAUUCAAGUUGUAAAUCAUUAAAAUGCAAUAUAAACAAUAAAAGAAGCAACAAAGAUACAAUUAAAACUAAGUAAUGGAUCGUUAAUGUGGGCAUGUUGCUGACUACCUGAAGAAGGCUUAUGCGUCCUUAGACCACAGCUUGGGAACCCCUAAUCUAGAGGUUUUAGGGUGGCACUGUGGUCUAAACCACAGAGCCUAGGGCUUGCCAAUCGGAAGGUCGGCAGUUCGAAUCCCCUUGAUGGGGUGAGCUCCCGUUGUUCAGUCCCAGCUCCUGCCCACCUAGCAGUUUGAAAGCAUACCAGUGCAAGUAGAUAAAUAGGUACCGCUCCAGCGGGAAGGUAAAUGACGUUUCUGUGCCAAUCAUCCCUGCCCAUCCGGAGACCCACAGGUUCCCACCCCUGGUCUACAAUGAUUGGCAGUGGCUCUCCAGGGUUUCAGGCAGAAAACUUUACCAACCAUCCCUAGAGAUCCCAAGGAUUGAACCGAUGGCAUUCUGCAUGCAGAACAUGGGCCUAGCGGCCCUAGCCCUUUCCCCCAGAUAGCAGAGUUGUAAAAUACAGCUUUUUCAGACUGGAAGAGGAAGAUAACAUGUUGGAGAUGUACACGUACAUAGAAAGUCAAGGAAAAGGCUAGAGUAGACUACAGUGGUACCUCGGGUUACAGACGCUUCAAGUUACAGACUCUGCUAACCCAGAAAUAGUACCUCAGGUUAAGAACUUUACCUCAGAAUGAGAAGAAGAAAUUGAGCAGCGGCAGCGGGAGGCCCCAUUAGCUAAAGUGGUACCUCAGGUUAAGAAUAGUUUCAGGUUAAGAACGGACCUCCAGAACGAAUUAAAUUCUUAACCUGAGGUACCACUGUAUUGAUCUAUUGAUCUGCUGCUGCUGCUCUGGUGAGUGCUGGGAGGACCGCUCCCUCUCCUGCCAACUCCAUCCGGCCUAGGGGGUGGGGCCUGCACUCACCACUACAGUUUAGAGGCCUGCAGCAAGUGACAAAAAUGGUUUUAAAUGUUUUAAGUGCUUUUAAUUUGCUGCACCUUAAAUGGUGGUUGUUGUUUUUUAUAAUAUUAUAUUAUUUUAUUUCUGCUUGGGGUGGGAUAAGUAUUUAGUCAGGGUGGGGAGUAGUUUAAUUUUAGCACUAUUAUUUCUUGCUUUGUUUUUGUUGUUAUUAUUAUUAUUAUUCUGUUAAGUUAUUAUAUAGUUUGUAUUUUGCUUUUUAAGGGGAAGGAUCAGGGCUGCCUGGGACAGGGCCUCAGCCAAUAGAAUGUCUGGGGCAGGUUCCACGGGGGGGGCGGGGGGGAAUGUAUUGGGACACCUGAUCUCAGUGAUCACGGGCAGGAGGAGGAGUUAUGCUAAGACCAGACCAUGUCAUUACCGAGGAGGCAGGUUUAGUCGUUGUUUGAGGACUAUCCCUGCCUCCAGGUCUGGUCCUGACCGGAAGGAUACUGGAAUCAGCAAGGGAAACCCACAUGACCUGAAAGUGUUGCUGUGCAAUGCCAGGUCAAUGAUGAAUAAAACCACUGCCAUCCAUGACCUGAUUGUGGAUGGAGGAUUUGACCUGGCAUGUGUGACAGAGACCUGGUUGGAUGAAGCAGAUUGGCCUGUCCUUGCCGCUGCUUUCCCACCAGGUUUCUCUUACGCACAGCAACCCAGGUCAUGUGGGCAGGGAGGGGGGGUUGCAGUGAUUUUUAGGAAGUCAUUAGUCUGCACCAGGCGUCCUAUUGGGAAGACCUAGUUUUCUGAGUGCAUGUUCUGGAAGUUGGGCAAUAGGGGCAGUACAGGAUUCCUUUUAGUGUACCGACCUCCCCGCUGCAUCAAGGAUUCCCUGCCCGAGCUGCUUCGGGUUAUGGUGGAUAUGCUCCUGGAGACACCUAGUUUGGUUGUCCUGGGGGAUUUUAACAUCCAUGCCGACACGACCUUACAAGGGGCCGCUCAGGACUUCGUGGAAAGCAUGGCCUCCAUGGGGCUGUCCCUGAAUAAGUUUGGCCCAACUCAUAGCCGCGGACAUGCCUUAGACUUGGUGUUUACCUCUACGGAUGUUGAUGAUCUGACACUAACUAAAAGUGAAACAAAAGAAGUGCCAUGGUCAGAUCACUUCCUGGUGCAACUGGACUUCUCCGCGACCCUUCUCCUCUGCAGGGAGGUGGGACCGAUUUGAAUGGUCCACCCCCGCUACUUAAUGGACCCAAUAGGCUUCCAGCGAGCGGUAGGGGAUGUUUUAUCCCAAGUUGAUGGCCUUUCAGCUGAGUCCCUGGUGGCCCACUGGAAUACGGAGUUAACCAGGGCUAUUGACUGUCUGGCUCUGAAGCGCCCUCUCCGAUUGCAUGGAGCCCAGACAGCCCCAUGGUUUUCCCUGGAGCUGAGGGCGAUGAAACAAUCACUGAGACGGCUAGAGCGCCAGUGGCGGAAAACUCAUUCUGAAUCAGACUGGACACAGGCUAGAGCUCAACAUCGAGCCUACCAAGUAGCAAUGGCAACGGCAAAGAGGGCCUUCUUCGCCGCCUCCAUUGCAUCUGUAGAAAACAGCAACAGGAGACUUUUUCAGGUGGUUCGCAAUCUAUUGGAACCACCUGCACCACCGGGGCCUGGUAGGGACCCCAAGAUCUCCUGCAAUGCUUUUGCAAAGUUUUUUGCACAUAAAGUCGCUCAGAUUCAGAAGGAGGUAGACUCCACCGUGGGAGCAGGGCCAGGGCGGGAGAGUGUUAGAGUUCUGUCUAGUCAUGUUACAUGGGAUCAAUUCCAAUCUGUUACCUCUGAGGAUGUGGACAGGCUGCUUGGACACGUGAAAUGAACCACUUGUCUCCUUGAUCCUUGCCCAUCCUGGCUAAUAAAAGCAAGCCCGGAAGGGCUGGGCGAUGGGCUCUGCGGGGUGAUGAAUGCUUCCCUCUGCGAGGGAGCCUUCCCAGACCUGCUGAAAAACAGCUUCUUAAGAAAACAUCUUUAGACCUGACCAAUAUAGCCAACUAUCGCCCAGUUUCAAAUCUACCAUUCUUGGGCAAGAUGAUUGAACGGGUGGUUGCUGAACAACUCCAAGGACGCCUGGAGGAUGCGGGCCAUUUGGAUCCCUUCCAGUCGGGAUUCAGGCCUCACCAUGCGACUGAAACUGCCUUGGUUGCACUGGUCGAUGAUCUCCGGUGGGCUAGGGAUAAAGGUGAGAGCUGUUUCCUUGUUCUGCUGGAUCUCUUAGCAGCCUUUGACACCAUCGACCAUAACAUCCUUCUGGACCGUGUUGAGGGGCUGGGAGCUGGGGGCACUGUUAUACAGUGGUUCCGCUCCUUUCUCCUGGGUCGUGUCCAGAAAGUGGUGGUGGGGGAUGAGUGUUCAGACCCCUGGGCUCUCACUUGUGGGGUGCCUCAGGGUUCCAUCCUCUCCCCCGUGCUUUUUAAUAGCUAUAUGAAGCUGCUGGGAGAGAUCAUCAGGGGGUUUGGGCUGGGUGUUCAUCAGUAUGCAGAUGACACCCAGCUCUUCCUCUCUUAAAUCAGAAUCAGUGAAGGCGGUGAAGGUCCUGUGUGAGUGCCUGAAGGCGGUUGGAGGGUGGAUGCCAGCUAACAGAUUGAGGUUCAAUCCUGACAAGACAGAAGUACUGUUUUUGGGGGACAGGGGGCGGGCGGGUGUGGGGACUCCCUGGUCCUGAAUGGGGUAACUGUGCCCCUGAAGGACCAGGUGCGCAGCCUCGGAGUUAUUUUGGACUCACAGCUGUCCAUGGAGGCGCAGGUUAAUUCUGUGUCCAGGGCGGCUGUCUACCAGCUCCACCUGGUACACAGGCUAAGACCCUACCUGCCCGCAGACUGUCUUGCCAGAGUGGUGCAUGCUCUAGUUAUCUCCCGCUUGGACUACUGCAAUGCGCUCUACAUGGGGCUACCUUUGAAGGUGACCUGGAAACUGCAAUUAAUCCAGAAUGCGGCAGCUAGACUGGUGACUGGGAGUAGCUGCCAGGACCACAUAACACUGGUCCUGAGAGAUCUGCAUUGGCUCCCAGUACAUUUCCGAGCACAAUUCAAAGUGUUGGUGCUAACCUUUAAAGCCCUAAACGGCCUCGGUCCUGUAUACCUGAAGGAGCAUUUCCACCCCCAUCGUUCAGCCCAAACACUGAGAUCCAGCGCUGAGGGUCUUCUAGCGGUUCCCUCAUUGCGAGAAGUGAGGUUACAGGGAACCAGACAGAGGGCCUUCUCGGUAGUGGCGCCCACCCUGUGGAACACCCUCCCUUUAAAUGUGAAGGAAAUAAGCAGCUAUCCUAUUUUUAAAAGACAUCUGAAGGCAGCCCUGUUCAGGAAAGUUUUUAAUAUUUAAUGCUGUACUGUUUUUAACACUUGAUUGGGAGCCGCCCAGAGUGGCUGGGGAAACUCAGCCAGAUGGGCGGGGCAUAAAUAAAUAAAUAAAUAAAUAAAUAAAAUAAUUACUGGUCUAAGGGAGCAGAACCUGCAGCCUUCAGGAUGAUACUGGACUACAACUCUCAAAUCUUAUUGGCCGUUGGCCAUGCUGUCUGGGGCUGAUGACAGUUGGGAGUCUGACAACAUUUGAAGGCCGCCCUGUUCCCUAUCCCUGCGUCAUUAAGAUAAAUAAAUAUAACACCCUUGAUUUAAUAAGUACAAUAAUAUAUUGCUCAUGUUUUACUGUAAGCCUCAUGCUUAUCAGGUGCCUAAAACAGAGAGCAGCAGCAGCCAAGGUGGUUUUGGAACGUUAAGUUAGUGUUUUCAGUUUUCUCCGGAUUUGAAACGAAACAGAUGAAGAGGAGCUCUCUUCUCAAAAGAUUGGUCCUUUAUCCUGUAAUGCAGUAAGGCUAGCAUAAUAGAACUGGGGCCCACAUGUUUUCCAGAAUGGUAUUUUAUGGAAUCUCGGGUCGACAUGGGUUUAGUAAGCGUCUUCAGUCUAAAACUGAGAAGAUGCAGAAAUCAACCACUAGAUGGCAGCUGUGAUUUGGUUUAGGCUAGAAGCAGAGAAAGAUGCAAGGCCUCAGAGUGGUGCUCAAAAUAAGAAUAACUGAAGUUUUUAAAACAAUAUAGUUAUAUCAUUACUGAAAUGCCCAAUGUGUUUGUAUUAAAGGUUGCAGAAAGGCCAUAGUUCAAUGGUAGAGUAUCUGAUUUGCACAUAGAAGUUACAAGGUUCAUUCCCUGCAUCCUCAGGUAGGUCUGAAAAGAUUCUACUGUAUGUCUGACAUCCUGGAGAGCUGCUGCCAGUCCGUGCAGACACUACUGACCUAGAUGGACCAAUUCUCUGACUCAGUAGAAGGCACUUUCCUCUGUUAACAUUCUGCUCUCAAGUGUAUUGGGCUUUUUGCUAUUAUAUAGAAUUAUAUUAUUUGAUAGCUUGAUUUGUUUUAAAGCACCGUUUUACAAACUUAGCCCUUCCUCAACUUCUUUUGGUUUUGGGUGCUGCCCCACUUUCCCCACUGUGACCUAGAGCAAAAAUGUAGAGCUGAAAAGAAAGUUUGAAAUUGUCCAGAAUUUCAAGUUUUGCUAUUCCCGUUUGGAAUGUGAAAUACUGAACUCCCAACAUUGAAAUAUGCAUUUUGAAUUUGAAAUUUUACCUCAAUAUUCAAGUGCUUUAUUCACAUUGUGUCUCAGCGGAUAUCAAAUAUGGAAUCUCAAAAGCUGUCAAAUCCUAAAUGUAUGUUGUCUGUCAAAUGCUAUCAAGUGCCAAAUAUUAUUUCAUGUUAACAAUAGUAUGCAAUCAGACACUAAAUAUUGCAUGCCAACCAUAAAAUAUUGUUGAAUCAUUACACAACAGGUAUUAAAUAUUGUGAAAGGUCAACUACUGAAACAAAAUGUUGUAGGCUGUCAAAUACUUGGCAGAUAUCCUGCUUAAGAAAAUGAUGUGGAGACUAUUUCACAAAAGUGGCAGAGGAAAAAUUCUGAGUUGGUUUUUUUUUUUUUUGAUAAGUUGGAAGCAACUUUCAGUUCAGCUCUACUAGCUGCAGAGUGCGUACAAGUACUAUCUUGCCCAAGGUUCUUCCGGGCAAGAAAAACCAUGAAACUUCCAAACAAAUCAAACCACAGAAAACAAAACAGCAUUGUAAGACUUUGCUUAGAAGUACUUGCAAGUUCGCAAUCUGAGAUGUUGGAGAAUUCCAUCAGCAGUAGAAAUGGGAGUGGAAAUUACUGCACUUCUAUGUUUGCUGGAGGUCAGGAACAGAAAUCAUGCCAGAAAGUAUUAGUAGUAUUCACUAUCGGGGAAGGGAGGCACCUGCAAAUUAUGUUUCUUUCUGCAUUGUUUGUGGGGAGGUUAUACAACAAUGAACAGUCCUCCCCCCCCCCAUUAAUAUUUUUCCGAUGUCGUGCCCGAUGGUCUCAGGGGGCCCUCCCCUUGCUGUUGCGCUAGCACUUGUGGUGGCAGAGAAAGUGUUCCUCUUGGCAUCAGGAGUCCUCAGGUUUCCCUCACAGCUGGCAUUCUCAGGGCCAUGGGAUGAUACUUCCGGGGGGUGGGGAGCCUCCAUUACAUCAUCCUUCUCCAUGCCAGCGUGGGAGCCACCAGUGUUGCUACCUCCAGGACUGACCGUCCUCCAGCUGCCACCUGGGUAGGUUCAAUCUUGGGUGUCUUGAGACCUGAGAGGUUCAGAAUUGGCCUCAUCCUAAACUCCAGCUGCCACCUGAAGAACGGAUGUCGACUCAUCCCCAGGUGGAAGGCCCUCACCACAAAGGCCCCUGAGAGCCUUGGCCUCACAUAAGUUCUGUUGGUUACCCCCUCUGCUACGGCCAGCUGCCAGCCCUGUGGCUUCAGAGUCUCUGGCGUCUUGAGAGUGGACCCCCCCCCCCCCCGGCUUCCCUAGGUGCCUUUCAGUUGAGUAAUAUAUCUCGACCCAGGCUCCAUGCUGACCAUUUAAUCAGUCUGUUUCAGUUAGGAGUACAGUGGUACCUCGGGUUACAUACGCUUCAGGUGACAUACGCUUCAUGUUACAGACUCCGCUAACCCAGAAAUAGUACCUCAGGUUAAGAACUUUGCUUCAGGAGGAGAACAGAAAUCGUGCAGUGGCGGCGCAGUGGCAGCGGGAGGCCCCAUUAGCUAAAGUGGUGCUUCAGGUUAAGAACAGUUUCAGGUUAAGAACAGACCUCCAGAAUGAAUUAAGUUCUUAACCCGAGGUACCACUGUACUGCUGGCAUGCAGGACAGUUGGAUUCACAAGCUAAGAAGGUAGAGGCAAGCCCAAAUAGAACACUCUUGUAACAUAGCGUCUUCGGUAGCAAUAACCUUUCUCCACCUCCCUUAGUUCAUUUAAAACGCCGAGUCAAAGCCUGUGUCAGAGUCAGUUCGGAAAAAAGUUCAGAAGAUUAAUUAAAAUUGUUUAGAGUUACGAGUCCUUGAAAUAGGCUGGGCGGUAGCUGUUAAGCUGUUCGACUUUGUUAGAUCUAAUUUAUGGUGCCAACUUCACAAGUUCUCUGAUAUAAGACCCCAGGUUACCAAACACAUAAAACAUACCCUACUUUCGAUAAGAAGAGGGUUUAAAAGUUACAAAACUAAAAAGUUGAAAAAGUUAAAAGGAGUAGGAGCCCCCAACAUACAAUUGAGGAGAGCUCUAACAAGCGCAUGUAAUCUAGCGUACCAUCUGGAUCCAGUACUCCAAGGAGAAUUAGUAGUAAAUUCCCUUCCUUCUGUCUCUCGCGCUCUCUCCCCCUUGUUAGUUAAUGACACUUUUGACCCUUGAAAACACACACAUAAAAAUGCUGAAUUCCCCACUGCUCUAAUUAAAACCUGAAGCUGGUAUUCAUGCACUAAUUUGAAUAGAUUGAUCACAGAGAUUUAUCUCUGAACUUCCUGGUAGCGGCAAACCUUUUAAACCUUAAAAUUGUGGUGUGUUCCUAUGCAUGCCUCAGAAGUAACUCAUCAUAAUCAAAUAUAAGGCAGGUUUUCCCAGUCAAGCCCAGAUUGGUGUAAUAUGCUCAAAUCAUCUUGCCUCAGCGAGCAUCCGGGUUGCUGAAUUCUGCACCUGCCGAAGCUUCUGAACUGUUCUCAGAGGCAGCCCCACAUAUAAUACAUUGCAGUAAUCCAACCUAGAGGUUAUAGAAAAUAGGAAGAGUAUAAAGAAAGAGUACAGUUGUACCUUGGAAGACAAACGGAAUCCGUUCCGCAAGUCUGUUCAACUUCCAAAAUGUUCAGAAACCAAAGUGUGGCUUCUGAUUGGCUGCAGGAAGCUCCUGCAGCCAAUCGUAAGUCGUGGAAGCCCCGUCGGAUGUUUGACUUCCAAAAAUAGAGUUACAAACCAGAACAUUCACUUCUGGGUUUGCAGCAUUUGGGAGCCCAAACAUUCAAGAACUAAGCUGUUCGAAAACCAAGGUACGACUGCAUUAGAUAAAUUCACAGAACAGAAGGCUACCAAUGGCUAUUAGCCAUGAUGACUAUGCUCUGCCUCCAUGACCAUAGGCAGUAAUGGUUCCGGAUUCCAAUUUAUGGGAAUCACAGGUGGGGAGAGCACUGUUGUACUCAGGUUCUGUUUGUGGGCUUCCCAUGGGCAUCUUGGUGGCCACUGGGGAACAGGAGGCUGAACUACAUAGGGCAUGUGCCUGACCCAGCAGGUUCUUUUGAUGUUCUUACAUUUUUGGGGGGUUACAAAACUGUAUCACAAAAUUAGAAGUAUUGAGUUCCAAAGGAUAACUGUGUUGCAUUUUGCUUAUUAGUCCAGGAUGUAUAAACUAGGUUGGUUUGCAGAACCAAAGAAAUCUGCCCUCCACCCCUAGUACCUAUAUUUUAGAGAGAUUAGAUAGACGAUAGAUAGAUGAUAGAUAGAUAGAUAGAUGGAUAGAUGGAUAGAUAGAUAGAUGAUAGAUAGAUGGAUAGAUAGAUGAUAGAUGAUAGAUAGAUAGAUAGAUAGAUAGAUAGAUAGAUAGAUAGAUAGAUAUGCUGAUCAGCAUCCUUUUGCUUUCCCCAGUAGGGGAAGGGAGACUGAAAACUACUACUCAGCUCAAAGUCCCUGACUACAGUUCUUCCCACUUCCGUCAUAAUUCGCCAGUUCAAGCAGACCCUUCUCUGAAAGCAAGAAGUGGCUCUGCUGUGAAGGUGAUUGAUAUAGUCUAUACCAGGGGUCAGCAACCUAAGGCCCAUGGGGGUUGUUUAACCGGCCCAUGGACCCCUGCCGCCCACUCGGUUGGCUCCUGUGCACCGCACUAAAUCAGCACAGAGCACAGCGGGGACUGCCUUCCACGACGCUGACCAGCUUCCCAUUGGCUGCAGGAAGCUCCUGCUGCCAAUGGAAACCUGCACAUGCCUCCUCUGCGCCGGAAGGAGCGCUGGAAAUAGCGUUUGCGCAUGCGUGUGUGCACUCCAGCCCACCGUGGCGUCUGCAGGACUGUGAACCGGCCCAAGCCCCAAAUACUUUGCCGACCCCGGUCUAUACUUAUCCUUCUAUAGCUCAAGUUUUAUUUUGCUUUUAAUUGGGUCUUUAUAGGCAAUAUUUAUAGGCAGCAGUGACCAUGCCAUUGCUGGGUGUAGCAAUAAAAUUUUCAUAUCCUUGUUCUAUUUUUAAAAAACAAGUCAUUCCCGAAGAACAUUCGAGAAACACAGUAUUCCUACUUUACCUGCUACAUUAAACUUGUCACGUUAAAAGGCUGGUCUUCACUCAUUAAAAGGGCAGACAAACAUUGUAAAAUUAAAAUAAAUCAUGCCUGAAUUUUUUAUCACUACAAGAAAUCUAUACCCACCCAAAGUACACAGUAAAUUAUUCUAACCUCAAUGUUUUGGAGUGCAAAUGUAUUGUGGAAGGCACCUCUGAAAGCUGAGAAGUAGCAGUUGUUUUGGCAGCUAAGUCCAGUGUUCAGGUUCUACACUCUUAUUGACUAAGAAAUAUUUAAGAGAUAUUAGGACACUCAGAAAUACAGGACGGCAGCUAUUCAUGCUUCUGAUGUGGGACACACAAAGAGAUGUAGACAGACAUCAACAAUAUGAUGUGAAACUCACAUCUGCUCCAGACUAAUGACUUAACUGCACUAUACAUUUAAAGCACCAUUGUACCGCUUUAAACAGUCAUUCCUCCAAAUAAUUCUUAAGGGUACUGGGCAGGACUUUUUUCCCCAGCCAGAACUCACCGGAACUCAGUUCUGGCCCCUCUCAGGUGGGUGCCAUUAUAAGAGAACAAGGGAGGAGUUCAUGGUGAGUUCCAGCACCUCUUUUUCUAGAAAAAUAGCACUGGUACUGAGACUUGUUAGGGGACCCCCUCCCCCAACAGGGUUACAGAUCCCACAGUUCCCUUGUAAGAGGGAUUGAUUGUUAAGGGAUUGAUUCUGUAUUUUGUUGCAUGCCAUCCCAAUCUCCAAGUGGUUCCAGACGUUUAUCCAAUCUAGGGGUUCACAGCAUUAACAUGAAUUCCUAGUAAAGCCAGGCUAACUUCCUGGUCAGGUGAUGGCCCUCUAAGUAUAGGAAUUCAUAGGAUCAAAGAACUGUAAAGUUGGAAGGGGCCACAAGGGUAAUCUUGUCCAAGCCCCUGCAAUGCAGGAAUCUUUUUGCCCAGCGUGGGGCUCGAAAUCAUGACCCUGAAAUUAAGAGUCUCAUGCUCUACCAACUGAGCUAAUGCCUGCUGGAUCCAGGAAUUAAAAGGAGGCUCAAGUGUACAGCCUAUCCCUGCAUCCCCUGCAACUCAUAACAACAUUAUAGCUCUGUCACAGGGUGCCUUAAAUAGCUUGACUGCAAAGCUCUGGCUCGAUCUAGACACCUCAAAGAAGCGAUUCAGAUAAGCGCGUUGUAAACUCAUACAGGGAAAUCUGGUUGGUAAAGACAGGACUACACAGUACCAUCUGGUGUCACAGUGUUAUAUCACACAUACAACACAUAUACAGCGGUACCUCGGGUUACAGAGGCUUCAGGUUGCAGACUCCACUAACCCAGAAAAAGUACCUUGAGUAACUUUGCUUCAGGAUGAGAACAGAAAUCGCGUGGUGGCAGCGGGAGGCCUCAUUAGCUAAAGUGGUACCUCACGUUAAGAACAGUUUCAGGUUAAGAACAGACCUCCCGAACGAAUUAAGUUCUUAACCUGAGGCACCGCUGUAAUACGCUUUUCUUUGCUUUGCUCUAUCUGAGUUCUCUGUUUGAAAUAACCUCCCCUAAAGGAGGAUGCUUCAAAGGGCACUGUGUAAAUCCCCAGAGAGGAUACCAGAUGUUGGGCAGCUGGGUACACACAACCAUGUCAAAUUUGGCCUGUGAAGUGGAUCCUGAUAAUGAUAUGGUUUGUGGAACCAAACAGCUUCCCCACCCCUAUGUUGCAUUACAAACUGAAUGAUCCCUGCUGUUGCUAUGCCAGCAUCCUGCCCAUGAUAACAGAGGGUCAUGAUAACACAAGGUCCAGACUGACAUUAUUUUGUAGAAGGGACUCAAGGACAUACUGGAACUUCAAGUUUGUGCAUUUGAUGUGGAUUAAAGCGCUGCUGCUCUAACACAACAAAUCCAUUAUGAACCACCUUCACCCCAUAGUUUUUGCUAUUAGAAAAAUGAUGAGCAAAUGCAUUAAAAGGUGUGGGAACAACAAACGAUGAAAAGGAAUAUGUUUAAACACCCCACAACCAAGAUGAGGAUGAAUGUUCAUGGCCAUAACCAAAUCAGAAUGAAUGCUCAAUAAAGGCUGCUGACUACCAAGCAAAUCAGGAUGAAUGCGAAUAAACAGUGUCACAUCCACACCACACAUUUAAAACACUCUUAUGCCACUUUAAAUGGAAUUGUUAGAAGACCCAUUAGCAAACUACAGUUCCCAGGAUUAUUUGGGAAAAACCAUGACGGUUAAAGUGGCAUGAGAGUACUUUAAAUGUUGGCUGUGGAUGUGAUAUCACAAGUCUGGAGGAGCCCUUUAUUAGAAGGAUUUAUGUUUCUAAGUUGCUUUGAGAAGUUAUUGCGGUUAGGCCUGAAAAGCUAGAUGUGUGCCGCACCCCAUAGUCACCUUUGACAGGACUUAACCAUCUAGGGGGUCCUUUACAUUUACCUUUGCUGUGGUUAGAAAGCACACUACAAUGUUUACAUGAAAGAAACACUUAGAAGUACUCAAAUUAUUUCAUAGAAAGUGUUUAUCUAUAAUGAAUCUAUAAUCAACUCAUCUUGAUUAUUCUGAGCAAGUACUUACCAGAACUGAAGUGGGUGAGAAAUAAUUUUUGUAGCUUUUGGAGUUAACACACACACACACACACACACACACACACACACACACACCACGCGCAACCAUUUCCUUUUAAAAAGUUGAGCAGGGGAAAACCCAACAAUGCUUAUGGGCUUGGCUUAGGACAUCACAUCCCUGCCCAGUUCAUAAAAUCAAUGAAGCAGGUGAAAAGAAGCAAACUUUCUAUUUCCCAGAAGGAGACUCUACAGGCAGAAGGACUCCUGAGAACAGUUCCAAAAAAGGAAGCUCUCCUAGGGUCACAGGCGUGCCAGAUAAGAGACAUCGCAGACUCUCUGAUGGGGCACUGGGCCGUCAACCAUUGGUUUUCAGCUCUUGUGAUUGUAAGUAACUCUUGUUAAGUUCUAAUGGGAUAGAUUUGAGAAGCAAGGAAGAUGCCACACUCUGGGAAUUGUAACUCUGUGAGGGGAAGAGAGGUCUCCAUAUAAUUCUUAGUACCUGUAACAAGGGACGCGGGUGGCACUGUGAGUUAAACCACAGAGCCUAGGGCUUGCCGAUCAGAAGGUCGGCAGGUCAAAUCCCCGUGACGGGGUGAGCUUCCGUUGCUCAGUCCCUGCUCCUGCCAACCUAGCAGUUCGAAAGCACAUCAAAGUGCAAGUAGAUAAAUAGGUACCGCUCCGGCGGGAAGGUAAACGGCGUUUCCGUGCGCUGCUCUGGUUCGCCAGAAGCAGCUUAGUCAUGCUGGCCACAUGACCCGGAAGCUGUCUGCGGACAGAUGCCGGCUCCUCGGCCUAUAGAGCGAGAUGAGCGUGCAACCCCAGAGUCGGUCACGACUGGACCUAAUGGUCAGGGGUCCCUUUACCUUUACCUUACCCGUAACAAACUACAGUCCCCAUGAUGGUUUAAAGUGGUAUGGUGCUGUUUUACAUCUUAUAGUGCAGAUGGGUCCUAAGUUUUAGGUAUGUGCUUGAAUCGCUCCUACAAAAUAAAAGUCUUGAGGUACCUUAAUAGGACUUCUGUCUGAUCUCACAGGGCUCUCCUUAGGUAUUUUAAGGAAAUUUUACAGUUGUGGUGCCACUACUGAGAAGGCACCUGCUCCCAGUUAAGCAUGUAGGGUAUCUUUUGACAUUUACUAACAUAAUAUGUAUGCAGUGCUUUUUUUCUGGGGGGACUCAGGUGUAUGCAUACCCCUAAACAUUUUGUAAAUCUAAAUUUGGCCUCAUUGAGGGGCAGUAUUUCAAUAUGAGUAGGAAAAUGAGAGUACAGUACUCCUAAACUUUUUUUAAAAAGAAAAAAGCACUGUAUGUAUGUAGAAGGGAUCUGUUUUUUGCUUCUGUACAAUUAGGAGGAUGCCCUAGAACAGUGAUCUUCUAUGUUCCGGGAUGGAUCAUUUUUUCUGAAAGAUAACUGGAUUUAUGUACUCCCUCUCCAUGUAUGCCUAUAAAUACAUGCCCAAAUGCAAGCUGAAGCUAACACUUCAUGCCUCUGAUGAAGUGGAAUCUAGAUUGGGGAUGGAAGGAUCUGUCAAUUUCAUUUCUCACAAAUUCUAUUUUUUUUUUCAAUCUUAUAUUCAGUUUUCCAUAUUUCUGCAGCAAUUUGUGACUUUCUUUUUUUAAAAAAUCUUUAUCAUUUUUGAGUGAAUUACUCCCAAUAAAUGCAUUUUUAACAUAGUCUUAACUGAAGUACACAUUUAUGCAAGUAAUUUCUUCGAAUAUAAUGCAAUUUUGAAUGUUAUUUUCACUUACAUUUUUAUUUUAAUCCAUGUUUUCCCCUCAUACCUGCAUUUUCUGUAAACAUUGUUAGUUGGAAAACCGUAUUGCAAAUUUGGAUAUGUGCAAAUUUUGAAGAUGGCUGUGUUUCAGUUCUUACAACUGUUUAAUCUAAUUUUUUUUGUUUAUUAUUCAUUAAUUCGUUAAUUUUAAUUAUUACAUUUGUAUCUUGUCCUUCUUUCGGAAGGAGUCCAGGGGGGCAAGCAUUUCUGCAACAACAAGAAAAACAAAUAAAGUUAAUAAAAACAAAUUUAGAACAUCUUAAAAACCUGUCAAAAACAUUCAAAAAAAUCUAAAGCAAAUUGAAGGGCAGAUGCAACUAAAUCAUGUGUCAGCAGGGGUGAGUGAUGGAAGGCAGUGAUGGUGCCUGCCCAGUGUCAACAUUAUUUAUUUUAUUUCAUAGAACCAUAGAAUUGUAGAGUUGGGAGGGACCUCGAGGCUCAUCUAAUUCAAUCCCCAGCAAUGCAGGAAUCUGAACUAGUUCAUACAUGACAGAUGGCCCAGUCAACCUCUGCUUAAAAACCUCCAAGGAAGGAGAGUCCACAACCUCUCUUCGGAUUCUGUUCCAUUGUUAAACAACUCUUACUGUCAGAAAGUUCUUCUUGAUGUUCUUGCAACCUGAAGCCAUUGGUUUGGAUCAGGCAUCAGCAGCCUUUUUCAGCCAUGGGCCGGUCCACCAUCCCUCAGAGCAUGUGGUGGGCUGGACUAUGUUUUGAAGAAAAAAAAUGAACAAAUUCCUAUGCCCCACAAAUAACCCAGAGAUGCAUUUUAAACAAAAGCACACAUUCUACUCAUGUAAAAACAUGAUGAUUCCCAAACCAUCCGCGGGCCGGUAGUGGUGUAGCGUGGGGGGUACAGGGGGGGCCGGCCGCACCGGGCGCAACAUCUGGGGGGGCACGCUCGCACUCGCAGCGCUAAAACCCACGGGUUAGGGGGCGCAAAUUACUUGCCUUGCCCCGGGUGCUGACAACCCACGCUACGCCACUGCGGGCCGGAUUGAGAAGGCAAUUGGGCCGCAUCCGGCCUACAGGCCUUAGGUUGCCUACCCCUGGUUUGGAUCCUACCCUCCAGAGCAGGAGAAAAAAAGCUUGUUCCCUCUUCCAUGGGACAGCCUGUUUGAUACUUGAAGAUGGCUGUCAUAUCUCCUCUCAGUCUCCUGUUUUCCAGGUUAACCCUACCCAGCUCCUUCAACCGCUCCUCAUAAGACUUGGUUUCCAGAUCCUUGAUCAUCUUGGUCACCCUCCUCUGCACACAUUCCAGCUUGUCAAUAUCCUUCUUAAAUCUUGUCUUUCCCCCAGAACCCGGAACUUGAGGCAGUUCACAUAAAUCAACACAAAUACAGAUAAAGCACAUGUUGCUUAAAGCGCAAACAGUACAAUGUUACUGUUGAAAAUGGAAUGCAACAGUGUAAAUUACAGGCCUGUUAAAAUGCAGAUAGUUAUGGCAAACAAACACAAACAGUGCAACAGUCUGCUGGAAUAAAGGAGUCUACACUUGCCAGCGGAAGGACAACAAGGAAGGAGCCAGUCCAUCCUCUUUGGGAAGGGAGUUCCAAAACCUGGGAGCAGCCACCGAGAAGGCCAUCUCCCACAUCGAUUGGCAUGGAGUUCCAAAAUACAAGUGUUGUCACAAGCAAUGAGUCCUUUACCUACAGUGAUAAAAUAAAAUCAAUAUUUACCAAAACAAAGAGAGAAAGUAUAAAACCUGUUCAAAACCUCCAUAACAUCCUAACUUCCUCAUACUUUAUGGUGCAGGAAUGUUCAGGAGCCAGUUGCAAAGUUGACUCAGAAGAACAAAUUUGCUCUUCCUCCCUGCCAAGGCUGCUGCUUCUGUGCACACUGAGUGACAUUUGCUGGCUGUGGGAACGCAGCUAAUGGCCUGAGCAGUAGCUCCAGAGCUUGCUGGUGCCUGCGGCUGUUUCCAGCCUUUGCUCUUAAUGGAAUUUGGAUCAGUUCCUAAGUAGUUUGAACCGGAAAGGCAGUUCAAAUAUGUGAUAUGGUCAAACAAGCAGCUGCUAGUAGAGAAGUUGUAGGUAGUUUACAUAUUAAAUCUGUAUUUGACUGAUCAGAAAUUGAUAAGAGACACAUAGCAUCAUGAGCACAAACAAUGACGGAUGAGCAAUAAAAAGGAGAUCAGUCUCAGUGGUGGGGCAGUUAGCUAAUUUUAGACUCUGAACAUAAAUGGUUUUUAUGGGACUCUCUCUUUUUAGAUGGCAAUUGCUUCAUUUGCUUUAUAGCUGACCCUGCUAUAUUUGAGCUCCCUCCUGAGCAUUCUGCUGGAUGGGCUCUGCCCCAGAGUUGUGAACUGUUCCUAGAUAUUUCAGGAACUGAACCCAGAACCUUCUGUAUGCAAGGCACAUAGGAGCCAACUCCUAGGGGCUGUGGGGGAUUUGCCCCCCUAAAAUAUUUGAGGGGGCUAAGCCCCCACAAAAUUGAUGGGCAUUCCCAUUCAAAUAGUGUGUAUUCAUUGUGCCAUGUGAUUUAUGUAUUUAUAAGAAAUUAUCUUAACUGAUAUCCUAACAAGCAUGACAUUGAUUUGAUUAUUUUCUGCUUGCAAUUCUGCUGUAGGCUCACUUGUGGAGAUGAAGCCAAUCGCUUCUUUUUCUUAGACAUUUUCACAGAAAUGCAGCUGCUACUAUUUUCAGCUGUAAAUCAGGAAACUCAGCAUCCUUCCAAGAUUAGGGCGUUUGAACUCCUCUCCUGCUGAUAAGUAGUUGGUACAUUGAGUCGAGCUGGAGCUAAUUAAGGCUUUCUCCGGGACUUUCCAGGACUUUCUCUAAAACUUUUAGUUUUAGUUUAUUGCUCGGUAUCUUAAUUAUAUUAAACUACCAAGCAAUAAACUGAAACUAGUAAAAAUUAAUAAAAAGCUGAUAAAACUAGUAAAAACUAGUAAAAACCUCACAACUAACGCAGAGCUCAAAUCAGUCCUUCCUCUAACGAUGGCAUCUUGGCUCCUCCUCCUGAUAGUCAGGAUCAUGCCACUUUUACUCUCGCGGAUGAGUGGCCUCCUGUCUCCAUUACCAAAGUUAUAAGUUUAAUCGACCAGAUGAAACUAGGAAAGGCUGCUGGCCCUGAUGCCAUUCCAUCUGAAUUGAUCAAAGCCAAGUCAGAGUGGUGGGCUCUGAUACUAGCGGAACUUUUCACUAUGAUAGAUAGAUAUUGUAUUAUGCCUAACUCAUGGCAGCAAUCUAUAAUUAUUCCAAUCUUUAAAAAGGGUGAUAAAAAGCAGCCGUCCAACUAUCGGCCAAUAAGCCGCUAAGUACAUGUGGCUCCACAAAGAACAUCUCUAUGUGGCCUUCCUAGAUAUUAAGGCUGCUUUUGACACUGUUGACAGGGGGCUAUUAUGGACCAAAUUGGAGACAAUGGGCCUAGAACCCAGAUUACUCUACUUGAUCAAAAAACUUUAUACAAAGAACACCUGCCAUAUAAGAACAACACAAGGGAAUGAAAUGACAGAUCCUGCCAUCAUAAACCGAGGAGUUAAGCAGGGCUGUGUACUCGCUCCCUCCCUUUUUAACCUUUUUCUUAACGACUUCGCUUCUUCACUAAAACAUGUAGAUGCCCACAGCCCAAAACUCAAUGCAUUAAGCAUUCCCAUCCUCCUACAUGCAGAUGAUAUGAUUUUGCUUUCACGGAUAAGAAUUGGCUUAAAGUCACCGUUAAAUUCCUGUAUUGACUAUCUGUCCAGACUGAAAUUGUGCAUGAGCUUUGACAAAAGCAAAAUAAUGGUCUCUGGGAAUUCACGCAAGAGCUAUAGCUGGGUAUUUGGUGGUAAACCCAUCCAGCAGGUAUUCGAAUUCAACUGUCUGGGAAUUACAUUCCAUCAUAGGCCUCUCUGGUCCAUGCACCGUGCAAUGGCAGUGAAUGCCAGUAAGUUGUCUAUGCAGGCCAUAAUGCGUUUCUUCAUAACAAGAGGUAAUUCGCAUAUCCCUCCUGCCCUUAAGGUCUUCAACGCCAAAAUUAUAGCUGAAUUGCUCUAUGGUAUUCCAGCCUGGCUGCCAGGGUUUACCCAGUUGGUUGAACGAGUACAGGCAGCUUUCCUUUUCAAGAUUUUCGCAGUCCCACCCUGUGUACCCUAUGCAGCCUUGUGUCUAGAGGGAGGUCAACACAAGGUAGAGACUGUUGCCUGGGCAAGAUUUCGUCUAUGCUGGUUAAACAUCUGCCUUACAUUAGAUAAAGAUCCUCUCCUCAGCGAAGUUUUGUUAGACCCCUUUCUUUCCCCAGGCCUACAACCGUUUAACAAGAAGGUACAGCAACUCAGGCUGUCAGUGGAACUUUCGCAAUCGAUGUCCCUACCAUCUGCCAAGGCUAUAAUAAAAACUAGGUUGUGGGAUAUUGAACGCCAAGAGCUAACAGCAGCAGCAGAGAAAACAUGUUCCCCUCUUUAUUUUCAACUUUCUUGGGCACAUGAAAUUAGCCAUGAUUACCUUAAAUUUCUGCUUAACCCUCAAGAAAGAAGGGCAUUUUCACUGACCAGGUUUAAUUCAAAACCAUCAAACCUCCUUUGGGGAAGGUUCUCAGGCAGGGUGGAAGGAGAAAGAACUUGCCCAGGUGAAGACCACCUGGUGGAAACCCUUACACAUAUGGUUCUCAGUUGUAAACUAAAUGCUGAUCUCCGCCAGCAAUUUCAAGAUCAACUCUGUAUCCCGAAAUGGAAACCAGAGUCAGAGGUCAUACAUUUUCUAUUACUGGGGAAUGAUCAGGAACUCACCAAGUUAGUGGCUAAAUAUCUCUAUUUGGUUUUUUUAGUCGAAAUAUACUGCAGAUGUCUGAUCUCCCUGGAGACCAAGAGAUGUGACGAUAGACUGCUCUGCCUCCUUUCUUUUAGCAAAUGUUUGUGCCACUGGGGAAGUGGUAAUUCUGUAGUGAUUUGUUUUGGAUGUUGUAUGUGAUGCCAAUAAAAGGUUUUACGAUACGAUUAUUUUCUAAACACACUUGCAUCUUUGCUACUGUUUAAGAAGUUGCCCCUUGCUAUAAUAAUCUUUCAAAUAAUAUAACUGUUAUUCUUGCCAUACAUUCACAUGAUAUGAUCUAUUUUUAUUUUGAAAUAAAGGAUGAAGUUGUACUGGAAUUAUUGGUGACAGUCAUGGAGCUAAAACCUUUGCCUAUUCCCCCAACCCCCCAAUAUUCUAAAGUGUAUCGGGUUUAGUAAGCCAACUCAACUAUGUUUUCUCCUCCUGUGUUCUAGGCUGCUUGGCUGGGAGUAAACAUUUCCCUCUUUGUGGUUUAUUUCUUGGCAUUUGACAGAGGUGAAAAGUACUUCUACACCCGCCAGAUCCUUGGGGUGAGCACCAUCUCCUCAACUUCUGAUUGCCUCUGCUUUUAGGAGAUGAAAAAUCUUGGCAAAGGAUAGCAAGAUACGCUUGUUUGAAAAUCCUAAUUCAUUGACAGGAUUAAUACCCUGCAUAUUGUUAAUUAAUAUAGCAUAUGAGUCAUUGGGCUGUUGGGGCAGAAGGUAAGGAGCCUAAAAAGUAGGUGGAACCUGAGCCAAUGGGAGUCAGAGUCAACUAAUCCUAGUUUUGACCCCCCCUCCUUCCAGCUGAGGAGCAACACCUGAGACUGAGGGUCAGGAAGAGGGAGUUCUUGGUAGUACAACGCCUUGGAAGUUGGAAGUCAGGCAUGUGGGGGCUGGUUGGGGGUUGGAUAGCACUGCAUUUGCCCUAAUUGGACCAGCUUCUACCAAUGCAAAAUAAGCCUUGCAAUUGGGUGUUGGGGAUAAUAAACUACCUAAAUUACAAAUGAUGGCAAGCAUUACCAACUACAAUGGUACCUGGGGUUACAGACGCUUCAGGUUACAGACUCCGCUAACCCAGAAAUAGUACCUUGGGUUAAGAACUUUGCUUCAGGAUGAGAACAGAAAUUGGGGGGCGGCGGCGUGGCGGCAGUGGGAGGCCUCAUUAGCUAAAGUGGUACCUCAGGUUAAGAACAGUUUCAGGUUAAGAACGGACCUCCAGAACGAAUUAAGUUCUUAACCAGAGCUACCACUGUAGUUAGCUCUUGUGCACAGGCUGAGAGCAUGGUGUGAGGAGUAGGCAGGCAGAGGAGGAAAAGUAGCAAACGCAGAUGGGAGGAAAAGACAAAUGAAGGCAUGCAGUGUGCUUUGCAUAGAGCAGGUCAUAUGUUAUAUGCCCUUGAACAAUUUUCUACUUUCCCCCAUGCCCCACCCAGCAUAUUCCACCUAUCAAUUUCAGUUUCUCAUUUUCCAAAUCUUAAGCUCAGCUCUUCUAGGAUUGCCAUAUUGUUGAGCUUUUUAAAAAACAACAACAACAACAACCAGGAACGCAAAAUUUUGAUUGACGUAUGGCAGACCUCAGCUCUUCACAAUUUUGCAUUAGUUUGUAAAUUUCAAUUAUUUUUAAAAAGUUCUCUUUAAUUAGCAUCUUCGUGCAAAUUUCUCUGGAUAUAAACCUUUUUUCGUAAACAAAUUUCCCAAAUGUGAUGCAUUUUUCUAUGUAUAUUUUCACUAACAUGCAGUUUAAGGCACACUUUCCCCUAAUAGGCACACAUUUUUAUUACCGGUUAUUUUAUUGGAGAACUGUAGUGCAAAAUUCGGAAAAGUGAGAGAGUUGAAAGAUGCCUGUGUUAAGGUUUGCAUAUUGUUUCAGGAAGUAGAAACUGGGGAGUUUCAUAUUAAAAUGCAAACUGAACCAAAUUUCCGGGGGGGCCCUCCAUCCCUACACUAGAGGCUGCUGCCUCUCGUUACCUGGAGUAUAAAACAGUUACAAGUUUGUAGUAAAAAAACCCAACACCCUUCUGCAGCUUCUCCUCUUUUUAUUUGUAGUCUUCCCUGCCUUGGGCACGUGCUUCGGCCAAAUGCCUCAACUUCAACAGCAUGCUGAUCCUGCUGCCUGUUUGCCGGAACCUUCUCUCCUUUCUGAGGGGCAGCUGUUGGGUGAGCAAGAAAUUGAUCUCAACUGCACCUCCAAUUUGUUGCUUAUAAUUUAUUUAUUCAAUUUCUAUACUGCCUUUCAUCUGAGAAUCACAGGGGGGUUUACAAUAUAAAAAUAUAGAGGCCACAUUCACACCUUAUAUUUACAACCAACAGCUCCCAGGAUUAUUUUUUUUGGGGGGGGGAGGUCAUAACUGUUUAAAGAGGCAUCACAGUGGUGUUAAUGUAUGGUGUGAAUGUGGUCAAGGAGGUUGUCUUUCCAGCUAGGUUUCCCUCGUCCAGUUUUCAUCAUCCGAGGAAAUCGUGGUGUUUGGGACCUCUGGGCUGUUUAUAUCUCUGGUCUCAAUAUCUGUUGUGUUAAUGGACAGGUGAGUUUUAAGGCUGUGCAAAAAGAGGAACCCAACACAAUAGUUGUGGCUUGCAGAAAACCAUUGUGCAACAGAUAGCUCAGCCCUACAACCUACUUAUGGAUUCUCUUGGGGGGAAACGUUCUGCUGGUGCAAAACAUUUCACUGUCGAAACAAGUGCACAGCUAAGUGACGCUAACACAGCGGUACAUUGGAUACAAAACUCUGUGUAUUUCUCAUACUGUGUCAUUAGAAUGGAAGAAGCCCUUUAAAUCUUGGGAGAGAGGCAGAAUAUAAAUGCAUGAAACAAUAACUACUACUACAACAACAACAACAAUCCAAACCAUUUCCUCCAGCCCCCUUUGCUGAUCAGCCCCAUGUCGUCGUCAUCAUCGUCAUCAUCAUGUUACAAUAGUAACAAUAAUCCGAAUAAUUUCUUCCAUUCCCUUCUGCUGAUCAGCUGCAUAUCACAGGGAGUCCUGUUUGCAAAGGAGCAAUCUCCUGUUAAGCUCCUGAUUCCUGCUUUGAAAUUUCUUUGUAGUCACAUAUCAUGUCAGGUGUGGGGCAGAUGAGCGUUGCUUGGGUGAUCCUUUGGGUGAAGUUGGGGCCAUUGCUGGGGUGCCCACCCUGUGUUAUACCCACAUUGAAUUUUACACCCCAGUCUGCUAGCUGGCCUGUUUUUUUGUUUCCAUUCAGUGUUGCAGACGCACCAUGAGGAAACAACUAGAUCACAACUUGACCUUCCACAAGCUGGUGGCCUACAUGAUUGCCCUCCUCACAGGUAAAAUGACGUCUGUUCUAGAGAAAUUGAAAGGGCCCAACAUUCGUUUUCAUGAGUACAAUAAGAACUGUAAGGCACCCCACAAAUGUGCAGUGAUAAACAAUGAUGUCACCAGUAGAACUUAAAUGAAUUGGGGGUGGGAAGGAAAUAUGUUGCCAAACUAGAGCAUUUCUAUUGUGCUUCAAAUUGAUUCCCAACUAAGGGUUCUGUUGAGCUCACAGUUUAUGUUUGUAAUGGAUUGGGUAGGUUAAUACUCAUAACAUUUUGCUAAGAAGCCUUGACAUCUUUUUAUACCAAAAAAAAAAAAAAAGGUAUUCAAAAUAACAAUUUCAAAUGCAUUUAACUAUUGUUUUUAUAUUUAAAAAAUGGGUGCAGAAUGGUGGGGGCAGAAGUCAGGGUGGUCAACAGUAGGCGGAGCCAAGGGCAAUGACUGAUUCUAAGUUUGGCCAAAUCCUCCUUCCUGUUGAGUUCUGCAGGGACAAGACUGAGGGUGGAUCUAGACACGGGGUGGGGUGGGGUUUGGGAAACUAUAAAUAAGUCAGGAAUUAGAUCAUUAUAACAAAAGAAAGAAAUCUUUAUGGAAAACCGUGUUUUAAAAUUUCCUGCUCUAUGGCGCAAUCUGGUGAUGCAUGUUUAUAGCACAUUCAUAUCACCAUCUUUACUAACAUAGCUGAGUCCUGAGACUGGAAAGGAGGAAGUGGAAAACCAGUGCCUAAUAUUGACAUUUCUGCAAGGAAUUUUCAUUAGCAUGACAUAACUUUAGUACAUUGUUCUCGCCAAUACGUGUAUUGUUAUGUACACGUUUCGGUUGGAGAACUGCAUCACACAAUGCAGAGAAGUGCACAUUUCAAAGUAUAGUUGCAUUCUUCUUCUUCUUCUUCAAAUUAGAUACCGUAGAUUCUGGCAUAUAAGACGACUUUUUAACCCAGGAAAAUCCGCUAAAAAGUCAGGGGUUGUCUUAUACACCAGGUAUGGGUUUGCUGGGCAGCGGCAGUGGGCGGUGGGCUCCGCGCCGGGAGGAAGCUGCCCAGCGAUGCUAAGCCGGCUUCGCUGGGCGGCUUCCUCCCGGUGUGGAGCAGAGCCCGCAGCCUACUUCUUCAGCUGCCAAUUUGGGGAGUCAUCUUAUACGCCCAGUCGCCUAAUACACCGGAAUCUACGGUACUGUCCUUCAUCAAAAGAUUCUCAGGGUGGUUCACAGAAUAAAAUGCAAGAUAAAACACAAGUUAUAAAUUAAACCAAAGGAGCAAAAUAAUAACUCCCCCUCCCUACAGAUACAUUUAAAGGGCUGUAGGAUAUUAAUCAGCCAAAGGCCUGGCUGAAGAGGAAUGUUUUCACCUUGCAUCUGAAGAUGUAUAAAGGUGCCAGGAAAGCCUUCCUGGGAGAGCAUUCCAUGGAUGGGGAGCCACUGCAGAGAAGGCCCUGUUCUCAUGUUGCCACCCUUCUGACCUCUUGUGGAGGAGGCACAUAAAGAAGGGCCUCAGAGGAUGAAUCUCACAGAGUGCGGGACGGUUUAUAUGUGGAGAGGCAGUCCUUGAGGUCCAUAAUUUCAGUUUGCUCACUGGUUCAGGAAGUGCAUAUUAGGUAGAUUCGUAUAAAAAUAUGAACUGAAUCACUUUCUCCCCCAUACCUAAAUGGGAAUGCGCACACAUGGACACGUACACACUGAGCCAGCAAGGACAGACAGCUACGUGCAUUUAGCCCCAAUUAGUAUAGAAAGAGAACAUCAGUAUAGAAAUAGCCCCUUUGCUGGUGUCAGCAUAUUGUAUAAUUUGGCUGUCUGCAAGGAUGUGGUUCAGGUUUUUCUUGCCCUCUCUUCCAGCGGUUCACAUCAUUGCUCACCUGCUCAACUUUGAGUGGUACAACAGUGCCAGGCAAGCAACAGACGGAGACCUGGCUUCCACCCUCUCUCACUUACAUGAGGACGAUGGGUUGUGGCUAAACCCCAUCCAUUCAAACACUACGGUUGGUGCCUCACAAGCUUUGCUCAAUAAGCAUUGUUGAAGUUCUGAAAGGGAAAGUUGCUGGUGCUUCAGCCUUGCUGAAAGCUUCCUUUCCUUUUGACUGUAAGCAAUAACUUGUCAGUGUUAUGCAUUUUGUUCUAAUUAGAGCCUACUGGUGAUUAGUUUUCAUCUGGGUGUUAUUAGUUCAUUGUUGUUAUUUUUAAGGAGAAUUUCAGUGGUGCGCUUGUAUGUUCUGGGUUACUAGGAUGUGUGAACGCAACCUAAGAGUCUAUAGCCCUUAUGAAGAAGACACCCCACUCAGCCAUGCUUGGACCAAUCACCAUCUCUCAACCUAACCUAACUCUUAUUAUUAUUAUUAUUAUUAUUAUUAAGCGGCUUCCAAAAGAGUAUUAAAAAAAGAUACAUUAAAAUGUCUUCUAAAAGUCAAAUAUUUGUAUGUCUGCUUGACAUCUGAUGGGAGAGUAUUCCACAGAGUAGGCACCACUACUGAGAAGGGCCUCUGCCUGGUUCCCUGUAACUUCACUUCUUGCAAUGAGGGAACCCACCAGAAGGCCUCAGAGCUGGACCUCAGUCUCCAUGCUGAACGAUGGGGAUGGAGACGCUCCUUCAUGUAUACAGCUAUCUUUCAGUGUCAAGGACCAUGUACACCACCUUGAGCUCCUGGGAGAAAAGGUGGUAUAUAAAUGUCAUAAUUAAACCUUGUCUGUAAGCCAGAGCUUUUAUCAAGCACAACUUUACAUGUCAUAAUCUGGCUUUCAUCUGCAGACACCCUUGUAUGUGGCAUUCACCACCAUUCCUGGUCUAACAGGUGUGAUCAUCACCUUGUCCUUCAUCCUUAUGGUCACUUCUUCUAUGGAGUUCAUCCGCAGAAACUACUUCGAGGUCUUCUGGUACACCCAUCAUCUCUUUGUUAUCUACUUUCUGGGCCUCGUCAUCCAUGGCAUUGCGUAAGGCACUUCUGCACUUGUGGGAUAGGCUAGCUAAGAUAGCUAGGAGUGGGCGAAUCUAACCAUUUCAUGUUCCUCUUUUCCCUAAGAGGAAUAUUAAGCUCUCCACAAAUCAAAAGCAGUAUUUGUGUGUGUCUCUCUGUGUGUUUUAAGUAGUCUUCCUGAAAAUUCAUUAGUUUUUUUAGUGCAAAUUUCUCCUAACAUGCACAUCUUCUUGUGUUGUUUUGCCUAAUAUACACUUUUUUUGCGAAACAAUUUAUCCACAUACGAUGCAUUUUAAUGUUUUUUCCACUAAUAUGUGUUUCUAUGUGCACACUUCCCCACUGCUGAUUUAAAGCAAAGAGCAACCUUUUUGCAACCCACCUCUUACAACUGAAAACCAAACACAAUAUGAGCUGAAAGAGUCUAUUGGAAAGGUUUGCUUAGCUCACAUGGCCUGUAUGAGCAAACCUCCUUUUCCACUACUGGGCUUUUGUUCCUUUCUUUCAGAUUUGCAGUUUUGAUGGUUCUGCUCUUUUUUCCAGAGGUCUUGUUCGUGGGCAGACAGACAAAAGCUUGGAGGAGAGCAAUCCUAAGCUCUGCGCUGGGCAGUAUACAGAGUGGGCUCAAGGCAACAGCACUCAUUGCAAAGUGCCUGAGUUUCAGGGUCUUCCUGCUGAGGUAAGAAUGACAUACAACAUGAGGAAAGCACUGAAGUGAUGAAGGUGUAAGGUUUCACAAGUGGGAAAAUGCUGGCCCCGCAAUGAAAGUGUCCAUUCUAACGUGGAUGUUGUUUCUUUAAAGUCCUGGAAGUGGGUGUUGGCCCCGAUAAUUCUCUAUGCCUUUGAGAGAGCCUUGAGGAUUUGGCGUUCCUGCCAGAAAGUGGUUGUUGUAAAGGUAAGCAUCUCUGCUUUCUUCUUCUUCUCCUUCUUCUCCUUCUUCUUCUUCUUGGAUUUGAGUUGGAUACAUAGGACACAUUUAGUGUGCCUCAAGAUGGAAGCACCCCAUACAACUGAAAGCACCUUGAAGGCAGACAGCUUCCCCCAAAGAAUCAUGGGAACUGUUGUUUGUUAAGGUUGUCGGGAAUUGUAGCUCUGUGAGAGGUAAACAACAGUUCCCAGGAUUCUCUGGGGGAAGUCACCUGUUUUAAACGUUCAUCAAAUGUGUUUUAAAUAUGUGGUGUAGAUCUGCCCUCAGCUAGAGCUCAAGGAAAUCAAGACUAGUUCUUCGUGUCAGUGGUAGAUUGAGGGCACUUUCAGACUGCUGGUGUUUUCAGGUGGGAUUCAAUCGUAUACCGGUUCAGCUUGUGAGUCAAGGCCACGCUACCCACUUGGUGAUGAAAUAAGAUACAUGGACACAAGAAUUUGGGUUAAUGGGCUAAAAAAGGCCACAACUUUAUUGGUUACAGAAUGUGAGUAGUAUUGGCUUAGGCAAUGGAUCCGAACAGACUAUACUUGACUCCUGCCCGCUCUGCAGGGAUCCACGCAAGGGUUAACAACCUGUAGGGGGAGCUUGUUGAUGCGAAUCAACUGGAAGCUUUCCCCUAGAGUAGCCUGUGGGUCCCCAGAUGUUGUUGAACUACAACUCUCAUCACCCCCAGCUAGCAAGGCCAGAGCUCAGGGAUGAUGGGAGUUGUAGUCCAACAACAUCUGGGGACCCACAGGUUGAGAACCGCUGCCCUAGAGUCACCGGAGGGUUAUGCCAUAGCCCUAGCCACCACCUGGGCAUCGGACAGGAACCACGACUGCCAGAUUCCUUUAAUGGAAUACCCUUCUAGGGGAGGGGUAGGUGAUGGUCACAACCUCCCCUCCAACACACAACGCAUUUUCCAAUGCCUAACCACCAAGUUGUGACGAUUUGCUAUGAGGUAGGCGAUAAACCAAGUGGCUAGUUCCAAUCUGCCAAGUGGAAAAAAUUCCUACCAGGCCCCUUGGACAACCAAGGCGACCAACCAAAGUCCAUAGCAAGGCAAGGAGCUGAAGCAAAACCUAAAGGGUGGUAAUCCGUGGAAGCCGGAAAAGCAAGGGAGAGCUCAUGGGCCUGCGGCCGUUUAAAUCCGGCUAAACCACGGCCCCCAGUGAGCCGGAUUGGCUGGCUGAGGGGCAUGACGCGGGCCCAGGGCUCCAGUGACGCGGGGGCCUAGCCACGCCCCCCCUGUGACUGCAGGAAGCGAUUCCCGCUCACAACCCCUCCCCUCUGGGAAGAGCAGAGGCUUUCUGCAACUAAAGCUGAUUUGGAACUGUUGUACAGCAAAUCUGCUCCCCCCACCCCCCCAAUCAGACUCUUCAUGAUAGAUCGUGGGGAAAUGCACUGGUAAGUAUGGGGAAAUCUUUGCUUGACACAAUGCCAUCCUACCACUCUGCAACCUGUUUACUGUUUACAUCCUGAUUUAUUCGUUGGGGUACCAGACAACGUUAUCUAUUUAACAAGCACACAUUCUGAUUUGUUUGCGGGGAAAUUCUAUGACGUUGUGCCAUAGCAAGUCUUAUCCCCAAGUUUCCAGUGCAUUUUCCCUAUCCCUUUCCUUAUCAUGGAAUGUCUGGUCUUUGGGGAAGUGGGCUUGUUGCGCAAGACACCUCACCACCACCGACUAUUAUGAUGCAAUAUGAGUUUGCUAGAGUGUGAUUGGAACUCCAUCUGGAAACAGCGAGAGUCUGGAAGUGCUCCUGGCCUAAUCAGAUUGGGGUGAAAGUUGACUAAAGCACGGCAUCAAGAAGACACUGGACUUAAGUGGUCUUAUGAGGGGCUCCUUCCGCCUCUACAGUGGACACUCGGGUUGCGAACGUGAUCCGUGCAGGAUGCACGUUCACAACCCACAGUGUUCGCAACCCGCAGCAGCGUGUUUGUGCACGCACGGGUUGUGAUUCGGCGCUUCUGUGCAUGCGCAUAGCGCGAUGUAGCGCUUCUGCGCCUGCAUGAACCCGAAACCCAGAAGUAGCCCGUUCUGGUACUUCCGGGUUUCGGCUGGUCCGUAACCCGAAAAAACGCAACCUGAAGUGUCUGUAACCCGAGGUAUGACUGUACUGCCCCACGCUGUUUGGGUGGGGGAAUGGGGGGGGCUUCCUGCUCAUUCUGCUGGGUGGGGUCCUUGGCCUUUGUUCCGAAGUCCUGCAAGGAUGGGCCACUUCUUUCUGCCCUCUGAGGAGAAAGAACAAAAUUUUGAAGAGAUCAAGAAUGAGAAAUGUAAUUCUAAGUGUGUGCACAUGUGCGUAGCCAACCCUCCCAUGAAGCAGCUGCCUUGGGUGGUGGUAGUGGAAGAAGUGUACUCACCCACCCCACUAGCAGCCAAGGUAAGCGAGGCUUUAGUGGUGGCAGGGUGGUACAGUGUCUUGCUGCACAGUGUUGCUGCUGGUCUCCCUCGUCCCCAGGAAAACCUCCCUUUUGCUGAGUCUUGGUAAGAGAUUAGUGUUCUAGGAAGCCCUUGAAGAGUUCCCUUGCAGCAGUGGUGGAGUAUUUUGCAUCAGGCGACAAAACAUUCCUGGCUUCCUCUAUAGCCAGUUUGUGAAUAGAUAACAGGAAUCCUUGACAAAGAAUACUGUAGGCUUUAGCUGUUAUCUCCAGGACUUUUUAUUUACUAAGAAAAUCUGGUGAGGAAUAAAUGAAUAGGGGAGAGGGCAGAAACCUUAUGAUCCUGUUCUGCAACCCUGGUGUCAUAUGACAUCUGCUUAGUAGGAAUAGAGGUGAAUUUUUUGUUUUUUUCGGGGUGCCCCGCCUGCUUGGUGAGAGCUGGUUGGAAUGCACUGCAAUGCUUUUUCAAUAAAGAUGGCCUGUUUUGCUGACAAUUUGUGUCCAGAUUCAGUUGGCUGGUCCAGGCAGCCCUGUGUAUCAGGCUUGAACCCUGAAAUUUCCCUAACACAUCAAUAAUAAUAAUAAUAAUAAUAAUAAUAAUAAUAAUAAUUUAUUUAUACCCUGCCCAUCUGGUUGGGUUUCCCCAGCCACUCUGGGCAGCUCCCAACCAAAUAUUCCCCAUUUGUUGAAUGUUCUCCGCAGGGAGGCUUGCCGGGCUCCUUCAUUACACCUCUUUUGGCACCAGACAAAAACAUUCCUCUUCCCCUAGGCCUUUGGCUAAUUAAAGAAACUAUGGCCUUUUAAACUGUGUGUGUGGUGGUUGGGUUAUUGUUUUAUUUGUUACAGUAGAACCUCAGUUGUUUAAUGUCUCCAUUGACAAAUGUUUCAGCUUUCGAACGCCAAAAACCCGAAAGUAACUGCUUCGGUUUUCGAACGAUUUUCAGAAGCCGAACAUGCCAUGCAGCUUCCGUUUUGAGCUUCCCUAUUGUAUUGAGGCUUCUGCUUUUUUCAGUUUUCAGUCAGUUUUCAGACAUUUUGGAAGUCGAGUGGUCUUCCGGAAUGGAUCACGUUCGAAAACUGAGGUUCCAGUGUAUUAUGUUAUGUGUUUUUAUACUGUAAACUGCCCCGUGAUCUUCGAAUGAUGGUUGGUAUGCAAAUUUAAUACAUUAAAUAAUAAAUAAAUGAGUUUUGUUGCUUCUCCACUCUGGGCAUAAUGUGGGAAUGUGGAAGCCUGUGGCUGUUGCUUGCUGCGAGAUCCUUGAGCCGCAGGCUAUUUAUUUAUGACGUCCCAAUACAGUUUACAGUACAACAACAAAAGACAAAUGGCAGCGGCAUGUUUUAAAAGCAGCUAAAAUUUUUGCAUAUAUAAAAACCAAUUUUAAACAAGUCAUAUGAAUAUUUAAAAAAAUGUAAAAAGAGCAACCAACAACAACAAACCGUAUGUCAAACCAAUUAAAAUCCAAUAGAGAUGCAAGACAGGGUAAAAGUUUUGUUGACAAUGUUCAGCAGGUGCCAAAAUGACAGUUACCGCUCACAUCCUCCAAGAGGUGGGCGGGGUUUGCGACACUGCGCAGGGUUUCCCGCGACCAGGGUGCCACCCACCUUGGCUACAGGGAGGACAUCACUCUGCCCCCAUCUCAGCGUCUUGGGGGGGGGGGGGAAGGCUCCAAGGACAGGGUUUAGCGUGUGGGCUCACAAUAGCGAACUUCUGUACAGUGGUACCUCGGGUUACAGACGCUUCAGGUUACAGACUCUGCUAACCCAGAAAUAGUACCUCGGGUUAAGAACUUUGCUUCAGGAUGAGAACAGAAAUUGCGCGGCAGCGGUGCAGUGGCAGCGGAAGGCCCCAUUAGCUAAAGUGGUACCUCAGGUUAAGACAUAGCUGUCAACUUUUCCCUUUUCUUGCAAGGAAUCCUAUUUGGAAUAAGGGAAUUUCCCUUUAAAAAAGGGAAACGUUGACAGCUAUGGGUUCAGAACAGUUUCAGGUUAAGAACGGACCUCCAGAAUGAAUUAAGUUCUUAACCCGAGGUAUUUCUGUAGUUGGGUGGCUUGUCUGUUAUCUUUUAUGUGCUUUUAGGUGCCUGGAAAAGACGAUGGGCAUAGAGAUUUCUGGCCCCAGAAGGAGGCCAGCUGCUUUGAAGUCAAGUCCAAUUAAUAUUUCCUUUCGGAUGGUAGAGGGAGUUUUCCUCACCCUUUCGAUGUCAGCAUGACUUUUGUUUGCAGGCCAUUAUGCACCCUUCAAAUGUCCUUGAGCUGCAGUUGUACAAGAAAGGAUUCAGCAUGGAAGUAGGGCAGUAUGUUUUCCUCAACUGCCCAUCUAUCUACUAUUUGGAGUGGCAUCCAUUCACCCUCACAUCUGCUCCAGAGGAAAAGUUAUUCUCUGUCCACAUCAGGGCAGCAGGCGAUUGGACAGAGGCUCUGAUUGACAACUUUAAGCAGCCAAACCCAGUGAUGCCCAGGUGAGUAGCUGCGUAAACCAGCAACCAUUUGCCUUCGAUGAGGCCAUUGGGGGGGGUGUGAAGUAGCAGCAACUCCCUCUUCUGCUCAGGCUCAGGUACAUGAGCUGCUCAGUUACUGUGUGGCCUGCAGAUGUGAAGGGCUUUGGAGAGGACAAAUAUCAAGGCAGCCCAGCCAAACAGGAAAGAAACUGCUGUAUGAAUCCCAAAAUAUUUUCAUCAUUAGAACAAAGUUUGCAUUGGGCCAUUGAAGGAGGGAUUUGGAGACAGGGUGAGGAGAAGGCAAAAGGACUGGGAAAAACGUUAAGUGGAUAGGCACAGCAGAACUGGUCAUAGGUGAGGCCUAUGGGUAAAAGGAAGAUCAUUUGGGGUCUGGCCUGGAAGCGUUAAAUGUGGAAUGCACCGGGAUAACAUUCCUGCUAAAGGUAAACUAUCUUUUGCAGGCUUUCUUGAGAAGGCUUCUCCUGAAAGGCUGCAUACUUUCAGUAAUAAAUUGAUUAUUGAUUCAGUUUGUGGAACUAAAUUUUUUUGAGCACAAAAUUCUAUGCAGCACAUAGAUUUUCUCAACUUUCCAGGAUUGAAGUAGAUGGUCCCUUUGGCACUGCCAGCGAAGAUGUGUUCCAGUACGAGGUGGCCAUGUUGGUGGGAGCUGGGAUUGGAGUGACACCAUUUGCCUCUGUGCUGAAAUCCAUUUGGUACAAGUUCCAGCACGGUGACCCGGAUCUCCAAACAAAAACGGUAUGGUGGGAUCGCCCCAUUGCACUGAGACCAAUAUGAAAUAAAUUCGGUUUGCUAGAGAAUGCUAGUCUUUGAGUUGCAGGGAGUGAAGACUCCCUCUGACAUGUAGUAUCUUGCAGUCUCAAACUAGGGACAGGUUAUAUCCCCACCCUGCCCCUGCUCAGAAUAUUGAAAAUGACUGGAAAUGUAAUUGCAUCACCACCCACCUCUUUUCCAAACAAUUCUGCAGGUUUUGGAUUGCUUCAAAAAUGUACAAGCCAGAAACACACAUCAAGAAACCAGAAAGAUGUAAAAAAGAAAAGAAAACGAUAGCGAAAUGAAAAAGAAAUGAAACUUGUUCUCAAAAGUGCCAACCAUUUUGAUUUAUUAGUGCACUUAAAAGCUUUCAGACUGUUACACGCCACCCCAAUCUCUGAGUGGUCUGAGAUUCCAGGGGUCCAGGCAGUUACCCAGGGUUCGUGUUUGCUUUGGAAAUGAGGCACAGGCACUGGUGCCUUUAGAAUUUAUGGUUUAUUUACACAGAUAUACAACCUGAGCCUAUGAUGGAAGAGCUUCUAGCAUAUUGUACUCUGAGCCCCCUUUCUCCAGUUUUCUGCUACUUGCAAACUGCAACUACUUUUCCUUCUGCGAUCUUCCCAAAGACCAUGGCGGGGCUCCACCCAUUUGCUGGCUUCGCUGAUGGCUUUCUUAAUGGGUUAUCUCCCCUUUGUCUCUAUUGAUGGAGUCAACCGGGCUUAUAUUUCAACCUGGCUUAGAUUUUAACAUUUGCUAGGUGCAGGAGUUAGAAUCAUACAAUUGUAGAGUUGGAAGGGACCACGAGGGUCAUCUAGUCCAACCCCCUGCAUUGCAGGAAUCAUUUGCCCAAUGUGGGGCUCGAACCCCCAACCCUGAGACUAUGAGUCUCAUGUUCUACCAACUGAGCUAUCCCAGCUUCGGCUUUCAAGGUCUGUUCCCCACAAACUCAUAUCACAAACUCUACAGAGUACAUAAAGCACCUUCCAAAUAUACUACAGUCAUACCUCGGGUUACGAAUACUGCAGGUUGCGCGUUUUUGGGUUGCGGACAGCGCUGAACCCGGAAGUACCGGAACGGGUUACUUCCGGGUUUCAGCGCUUGUGCAUGUGCAGAAUCACAAAAUGACAUCACGUGCAUGCGCAGAAGUGCCGAAUCACGUCACAUGCGUGUGCAGACGUGGUGCUGCGGGUUGCGCACAUGCCUUCUGCACGGAUCAUGUUCGCAACCCGAGGUAUGACUGUAGCUGUCUUAUCUGGCACCAUGAGGAAGAUGAUGGCGUAAGGUAGAUAAUUAGCAUUUGUACAAGCACGUUCAACUGUCAUAAAACCUAAUGGCUAAGUUGUACUGAGGCAUAUUAGUUGGCAUUUUUUUGAACAUAACAAAAUAGGACAGAAGCAAUGAGUGGUGCUGUGGGUUAAACCACAGAGCCUAGGACUUGCUGAUCGAAAGGUCGGCGGUUCGAAUCCCCGCGGCGGGGUGAGCUCCCGUCCUUCGGUCCCAGCUCCUGCCUACCUAGGAGUUCGAAAGCACCACUAAGUGCAAGUAGAUAAAUAGGGACCGCUUUCUAGCGGGAAGGUAAACGGCAUUUCCGUGUGCGGCACUGGUGCUGGCUCGCCAGCUGCAGCUUCGUCACGCUGGCCACGUGACCCGGAAGUGUCUUCGGACAGCGCCGGCUCCCGGCCUCUUGAGCGAGAUGAGCACGCAACCCUAGAGUUGGUAGGGCAGGGGUACCUUUACCUUUUUAAUGAGUAUAACGGGACGCGGGUGGUGCUGUGGUCUAAACCACAGAGCCUAGGGCUUGCCAAUCAGAAGGUUGGCGGUUCGAAUCCCUGUGACGGGGUGAGCUCCCAUUGCUUGGUCCCUGCUCCUGCCAACCUAGCAGUUCGAAAGCACGUCAAAGUGCAAGUAGAUAAAUAGGUACUGCUCCGGCGGGAAAGUAAACGGCGUUCCAUGCGCUGCUAUGGUUUGCCAGAAGCGGCUUAGUCAUGCUGGCCACAUGACCCGGAAGCUGUACGCCGGCUCCCUCAGCCAAUAAAGCGAGACGAGCGCCGCAACCCCAGAGUCGUUCGCGACUGGACCUAACGGUCAGGGGUCCCUCUACCUUUAAUGAGUAUAACACAAUAGGUAACCAUGGCUCCGUUGUAUCUUCUUAAAAGGUCUCUGUGAUGACACAGGUUGUUGCCUGCACUAUGGGAAGGAAGUGAGGAAAACUAGCCAGUCAAACCAAGCCCUCCUCCUUAACUCGACCGCUGUCACUAAAUGGAUGUUUUUUUUAUUAAGUAGUGGGCUGACAAGCAGACGACACAGAGAUUUCUCCAAAUAGUUCUUUAUAAGUAAGCUGGAACUGAACUGAACUGAACACAGCUCAGCUGGCCUGCUUUUAUAGGCAGCCGGCUGUCACAUUGUAACAGCAACAACCCAGGGUUUCCCGCCUAAAUUAACUGAUGUGGACCUGAGUGAAAACUAUAUUCACAAUACCCCCGAUGGCCAGGGUGAGAACUUCAAUACAUAACAGUUUUCUUUGGCUGCCUCCACUAAACAACUUUUAAAACUCAUGGACUUUAACUGGCCCAACCUGGGUGGAACACUUAAAUAUUGCUAAACAACAAGCUGCAGACAGGUGUGUGUCCCUCCCAGCAUUUUUCUUAAAGCAAUAAGUUAGACUGGGGGCGUCGUGUGAGUAGGCCUGCUGGGUCCAUUUUUAUGGUGGCGUUGGCAGGGUGGUGUGAGGAGGAUGCAACAGGCCUCCUCACGUUGCCCUCCAUGCCCCCCACCCACCCACACACCGGGCACCAUGAAGACACGCCCCACCACUGAGUUAGACAGUUUAAAUGGUUUUAGGGGGAAAUGCAUUCUAAUUUUAUAAGAACAAAUGAAAAUAACCAGAAGUAAGUGUGCCCAGCUAUGCUUAUUCUGGGCUUUCCCCAACCAAGCCAAUAGUUACCACCUUGUACCCCUCAGUUCAUCUCUUCAUAAUCCUUUCCGGGUUUUGUCUUCCUGCUGCUCUUCAGCUUUGAAAGUCUUGCUCCACGACCUUCUGACCCCACAAUAACGGUUUUACUCAGUUUCCUAGCUUGCUUAUUCAGUGGUACCUCAGGUUACAAACGCUUCAGGUUACGGACUCUGUUAACCCAGAAAUAGUACCUCGGGUUAAAAACUUUGCUUCAGGAUGAGAUCAGAAACUAUGCUCUGGCGGCGCGGCAACAGCUGGAGGCCCCAUUAGCUAAAGUGGUGCUUCAGGUUAAGAACAGUUUCAGGUGAAGAACAGACCCCUGGAACGAAUUAAAUACUUAACCUGAGGUACCACUGUAUAUGCAGUUUGUCUCUCCCAACCUUCAGCCACUCAGAAGGCGAAUAAACUUCUAUUUUACUUUUUAUUUUCCCUUAAUUGCCUGGUUAACUAGGCUGAAUCUUUGACCCUCCCCUGCAAAAAUUUCCUGAACAAAACUUCCUCUUCACCUUUUAGUUUUGCUUUGAAAUUUUGUCUUUCCUGUGCCUUUAAAAUGAAAAACAACAUUAAAAAAAACCAUUUUGCAAUUAAAAGACAAAGAUGGGAUGGACAGUAUGCAGUGCUUUUUUUAAAAAGAAAAGAAAAAAGUUGCUGGUACUCACCACAACAGUAUGUGCCAUGUUUUUAACCUUUGGUGAAAAAAAGUUGCCAAUACUGCGUAUCCUUGGGUACCCCCAGGAGGGGGUGGGGAAAGCACUGGGUGUAUGUGUAAAAUGGAACUGGGUCUAAUUCUGAAAUGCGCUUGCUGUUGCUAAAUCUUUGUGUUUCUCAGUUAACAGUUAUAAAGGUUAAAGAGAGACAUUUGUUCUCAUUAUGGAGCUCUGGGAAGUCAAAAUGUGUAUAAUUCGUAGCACCAAGUCUGCAGUUCCCAGGUGUGAAGGAAGGCGCGACAACUAAGCUAUUACACAACCAGUAUAAAUUUGUAGCAUACCCAUAGCCUCUCUCUUGCUUCAUCCCCCAUAAUCCAUCUACUUCACAUUAGAAAAAUAAAAAAAGCAGCAGCAAACACUGCAAAGCCGCUAGUGCCGUCCACAGUCAGCUAACCAACCUACUCCUUGCAAACCAUUGUCUUAAAAGUUGUCUCCAGUUUCAAUAGCUCUUCUCUUCCUUUGUGUUCCUGUGUUCUUAAGAUUUACUUCUACUGGAUCUGUCGAGAGACAGGGGCCUUUGCCUGGUUCAGGGAUCUGCUGGCCUCUCUGGAACAAGAGAUGGAUGAGUCAGGCAGGGCAGGCAUGCUCAGCUACCAUCUCUACCUCACAGGGUGGAACAGCAGUAUGGUGAGUCACGCAGCAUCCCCCUUGUGAACUUGCUUCCAUUGGCAGGCUAUGCACACCCUUCCCAGAAGAGCAAGCUUCUGAAAGCGCCCUGAUCCUUUUGUCAAGGAAACACACACAAAACGUGCAGCAGCUUUUGUUUGAGACGUCAGCAAUGUACCACAUUGUCCUUUUGCAAGGGCUGAAGUUCGAAGCAUACCUGUCAACUUUCAGAUUUGAAAAUAAGGGAUCAGCAGCCUCGAAAAUAAGGGAUCAGCAGCCUCACCUGUCCCGGGGACAGUCUACGGGAUAUCCAACAAUCCGGGAUAGCAGCGGGAAGCAGCGGGAAACGGUGCUGGAAUAAGGGAAUUUCCCGCAAAAAAAGGGAAAGUUGACAGCUAUGGUUCCAAGGCACUUUCAAGUACCAGUCUCUUUUAGAGCAGCUAAGACGCAGCGACACUUUCUGAUUUCUGCUGUGCCACCACAACUCUGAUCAUCCCUGUCCGCUGCUGGAGCUGAUGGGAGUUGGAAUCCAACAAUACGAGGACAGCCGGAGGUUAGGGUGGCCAGUUGUGCAUUGCCCCCCCAAAAGAGGAUUAGCUUCACACACACAAAAAGCCGAUAAAAGAUGGGUUCGAUUUGCAUAAAAUGUAUUGACGCAAAUCUGGAAAUAUUUACUAGAAUUCAGAGAGAAAUAUCAAUGCAGUAAGCCCGCAACUUAAAAUCACUUUUGUUAUGCGAUGGCAUCCCUACACAGGUAUCUGAAAGAAAGAAAGAAAGAAAGAAAGAAAGAAAGAAAGAAAGAAAGAAAGAAAAUUCUGAGAAAAUCAAAAUACACAGUUGAAAAACGUUGGGAGGCGGGAGAAUGGAACACAGCAGUUGGCAACAGCCAUUUCACUCACCUUGGGAGUGUGUUUGAGCAUUGUCAGAGAGUUGGAGCUGGAGAGUGAGGUAAAGGUAAAGGUAAAGGGACCCCUGACCAUUAGGUCCAGUUGUGGCCAACUCUGGGGUUGCGGCGCUCAUCUCGCUUUAUUGGCCAAGGGAGCCAGCGUACAGCUUCCGGGUCAUGUGGCCAGCAUGACUAAGCCGCUUCUGGCGAACCAGAGCAGUGCACGGAAACGCCGUUUACUUUUCUGCCGGAGCUGUACCUAUUUAUCUACUUGCACUUUGACGUGCUUUUGAACUGCUAGGUUGGCAGGAGCAGGGACUGAGCAAUGGGAGCUCACCCCCUCACGGGGAUUCGAACCGCCGACUUCUGAUCGGCAAGUCCUAGGCUCUGUGGUUUAACCCACAGUGCCACCCACGUCCCACGGAGAGUGAGAUAGGGCCUUGCAAAAGCACAGAGAGCAAGCAGUCAGAGGUGAUCUGAGAAAGAGGAGGUGCAGGGUUUUGUUUUUGUUUUUGUUUUUUACAUUUUUGGGGUUUUUUUUACGGGUUGUUUUAAGGUGUUUUCCAGGCUUUAUGUGCUUGGACGUUUGCAUGUGGUUCCCAGGAGCAGAACCCUUGCAUAAACUGUAGGCUUACAAGGGCAGCCACACUAAAAGCCCUGUUUCAAGUUACUGCGGAGCAGACUUCUGAGAUCUUUGGAACUUGCAGGAGAAGCUGCAAGUACUCUUUGGUGAGAGAACCCCAUCAGAGAUUUAAAGUUUCAAAACAUGCGGCAAAGUAAAGCAUGGAAAUAUAGGUUGUAAAGCUUUAAAAUGUGCUCUUUAAAGCAAGGUCCAAAACACUCCCUAAAAAGUUUCUUUCCAAAGUUUCCCUCUUCCCCAAGCAGGGAAAAGACCACACGUGUGGUAAGUUAAGAAAUAGUUUACUAACAAACUCUCCAAAGGUCUAUUCUGUACUUCAGAAUAGUUGCACAGGCUGUAAAACUAAGCUUAGUUACAAAAUGGUGAAAGUUCCUAAAUUAUUAGUAUCAGAAUGCAGGAAUGGCAUGCAACAGCCAUGAAUUUGAGAAGGAGCAACCAGUUCAAACCUCUUCACCCGCUGAGCUUCUCAGGUAGACUAGGGGACACCAAAAGCUUGAUUACCUAGUUCCUCCCAUGGUAAGGGGAAGUGGACACAUCUAAGCCUGGCAGAACAGCUUAGUCUGUGCUAUUAACCCCUUCCUGCAUUAAUUAGACUUAAGCAUGUUGGUUAUAUGAAGCUGGUUUUCCCAUAAUCCACACAAACUUUCCUCCUUAAAAGUGAUUCCACAGCCCCUUGCCUCUGGAGCAGAGCCUCAGAAAAUGGCCUGGGCAGGUUCCUUUGGGAGCAGAGUGCUUGUUCAGAUACCCAGGGGCCAAGCAUCUAUAGUUUGUGCAGCAGACAAUGGCAGAGGAAGCCUCUCCGGCCCCCAGGGCAGGAUUGUGCAUGCGCGGCACCCAUACGGACACCGUGUGCAUGCCCUCAGCUGCUCUACAGCUGGGGGGGGGAGAGGCAGUGGGCCAUCUUGUCACCCCCCCCAGGGUGGCACCAGGGGUGAGCUGCCCCUCCCACACCUGCCUUUGUACGCCCCUGGCAGCAGAAGGAAGGGCAGAAUCCUGGAAUAUGUACAGCCAGACUUAAUAUUCCAUGAAAACUACUGGGCUGAGAUCCAUAACUUAGCCCGUUAGCAUGAACAUCAGAAAGCAGCUGAAAGGUCAAUUUUAAGAAAUUGUAUGAAAUACUUAUGCAGCUGCUAUGAGGCCUGCCCAAUUUUUUGCUGCUUUUCUAGGUUGGUCACGCAGCGGUCAACUUUGACAGGUCCACCGACAUGGUGACGGGCCUGCGGCAGAAAACUUUCUUUGGGAGGCCCAUGUGGAGCAAUGAAUUCUCAGCGGUGGCAGCUGCCCAUCCCAGGUAAGGUCUGCUGCUGUGUUGUCAACCCAGGUUGUCGGAGCAGAGACCAUAGCUAUACAGUGGUACCUCAGGUUACAUACGCUUCAGGUUACAUACUCUGCUAACCCAGAAAUAGUGCUUCAGGUUAAGAACUUUGCUUCAGGUUGAGAACAGAAAUCAUGCUCCAGCAGCGCGGCAGCAGCAGGAGGCCCCAUUAGUUCAGUCUCAGUCAGUAAAAGUGGUGCUUCAGGUUAAGAACAGUUUCAGAUUAAGUACGGACCUCCGGAACGAAUUAAAUACUUAACCCGAGGUACCACUGUACAUACAGAUCUCCUUUCUGUUACUCCCAUUUGUAGAGAAUUCGGCAGAAAUGACACCCAGAUUCUGUCAUCUAAAUGGAAUGAUUCAGCUUGCACAACAUUGCUGCGUAUUAUUCUUCCCUUCUCCCUUUCCUCAAAGCAAUCCAUUAGUAACCUUUGUUUCCUGACAUUAAUUGCUUCUUCCUUGGGCUUUGCAGGUCUGUAGUGGGUGUGUUUCUGUGUGGCCCAGAGAGCCUGGCUAAGACUCUGCAAAAGUACUGCCAUCAACACUCCAGCCUAGAUCCCAGAAACGUCCAGUUUUACUUCAAUAAAGAGAAUUUUUAA
Messenger RNA from Podarcis lilfordi (Lilford's wall lizard), 64643 nucleotides. NCBI's taxonomy places the organism in Eukaryota, Metazoa, Chordata, Lepidosauria, Squamata, Lacertidae. The record is from the annotation of a GenBank genome assembly.